UGUGAAAUAAUGAAUUAAAUUUUUUGGUUGGUCUCUCUAUGUUGCUGUACAUGGAAUUACCUUUUACACAGAUCACAUUCCAUUUGUAAACAAGAAUGAAACCCAAUAAACCGGAAAAUGGCAAAACAAAUUUGCUUUAAUAAAAAAUUAAAUGCUGGAGGUUUAUGAUGAUCUGAUUCUGAAUGCAGAAGUAUGGCACCCCCUGUGGUGGAUGAGACAGCAGGGGACCUCCCUGUUAGAGAUUUUGGGACGUCAAGGAGGGGAUUGAUACCAAUUGUCCAAGGUUUGUGUUUCUGCUUUUAUUCAUUUCAUAUCAUGAUUGCAAUGUGGGGUUGUACCUUGUUCAGUAACAGUAGUAGUAGUAGUAGUGGUCGUAGUAGUAGUAGUAAAGUGGAAAUGUCCAUAGUCUUAUAUCUUACUGUUUAUUGUAUGGAACUGUUUAAUUUAUCUGAAGUUUUAUAAUGUCUUUAUUCUUUUUUUUUUCCUGUACAUACUGUUGCUGCUGAAAUUUUUUAUGUCCUUUAGGGAUCAUUUUCAAAAGGGUCAAUAAAGUUCUAUCUAUUCUACCUAUAUUUGUAAUGGAAGUACUGAAUGAAAAAUGUUAAAUCUUUACGUAUACUCUUACCUUUAGUAAAUGUAGAUUUUUUUCAAAUGAUUAAAGAGAUAGAUUUUGAGACAAUUUUGGACUCAACAGCCUUUAAGUAAAUUUUGCCUUCUGAAAUGUCCUUAAAGUUAUGUCUGUUCAUUUAAGUCCCGUUAACAACUAAAUCUUCCAAUUAAAUAUCCUAUUCUUGUUUUUCCUAGAUACUCAACAUGAUUCAAAGCCAUGGAAAAAGCAGCAUGUUUUGAAGACAAAAGGUAAAACCCCUUGAUAACAUUAAUUUCUUGGGUUGCCAUUAUAUAUUUAUUAGUCUUUAAAUCUAAUCUAUACCAAAGCAUCAUAUUUGUUGACUUGUAAAAUAUUCUGUUUUUUCUCCUUGGUAGAUGCUCAGCGCCUGUGUCGGUUCCCCAGAGAGUACCUGGAAGAACUAUGUCUCCGACUACAAGAGGAAAACCGUGUACUGAGACAACAUUCACAUACACAAGAGCAAAACCUACGCAGGUAGGAUAUGAAACCUAAACUUAAAUAUACCCCAAUGGUCACACCUAACCACAGACAUUGUAGCACCAGUGUAGGUUACUUCAUCAAUCUGAUUUAAUCCUCCUCCUUCCUGAUACAGAAUGUCCACCAGACUGAUGCGUCUUCAUCAGGCACAACCUAUGUCUAGUGGUGUCAAGGAGAGGGACAUGGGGGACACCAUACAGGAGUUGGAAGCCCAUGUGGCUAUGUUGGAAAGUCAGAUAGGGGUUUUACAGAACAAACUGAGCCUGGCCAAGCAGCACAUUUUGGACCUUGUGGGACGCACACCAUACAAAUUCAGUAAAGGUGUGUGUGCUGUGCAAAAAAUAAAAAAUAUAAAUACAUAAAAAUAACACAAUACACUAAGACAGACCAGAGUCCUGCUUUCCCUUAUUUUUUUCUCUGACUUUCUGCCAUUUCGAUUUUUCCCCCCUGAAAGUUAAAAACAGGGAAGUUAAUGAUGGAGUCAGGAUAGCACCUCAGACUGCCCCACCAUACUAUUAUGAAAUGAUGGAGGAGACAAAAAUGGAGAUGGAGAGAUUGUAAGUAUGCAACUGCAUAACAAAAAGAAAACAGAAAUAUGAACAUUUAGAAGCAUCUCAUACUUUUUGUGUAAGAAAAAGCUUUACAAUAUGCCUUUUGUUCAUUGACCUAAACAGAUUAUUUUUGUUUAGUUGUAUAGGAAUAAUUGUAAAGAAUACAAAAGCUCUGUAGUUUUCUCAUAUCAGCUCUGUCUUCUUUCUUUUGUUUACUUUUGAAAACUUGAGACUUAUUCUAUCUUAAAUAUAAGUUCAAAAUGCACUUGUCUGGUUUGUAUUAAUAUGAGAUUUAACGCAGGGAAUCAUAAUCUGUAACUUUCCAAUCUUAGAAUAUAAAUAAAUCACAUUGAGAGGCUGUGUGAUAAAAGAAAGGUUUUUGUUCAGUUCUUUUUGUCAACUUUUUUUUGCCAACAUUUGCAUUUGCUCUAGUUCACCUUCUUUCAACUACAUUCUUUCUCCCUAUUACACCUUGACUUGUAAAAUCCCAUUUACUCUGACCUUACUCUAUCCUAUCAUAUCUUUUCAUUUUAGCAGGUCCAGCAUGGCAGAGCAAGUGAGGGCUACCAAGCAAGAGCUGACUGCCCAGGCACUCAAAGAAACAUUUGAAGAAAAGGAAAAAGAGAUUGCAGAAACCGUGAAAGACAAGAGAAAGCAACAUACUGAAAAACACAGGUGGCUGCAGCAGCAAUGUAACUGCUUAUAAAACUAAUAAUGGACGAGUGCCUUUUUGUGUAAUUAGCUCUCUCUUUUUUGACCAGAAACAAUAUCCAAAAAUCAAUGAUCUGUAAUUUGUCUUUGUUCCUGAUAGGAUAACCAUAAAAGGGAGCAUUGAUCUGAUCCAUUUACAAAAGCAGGUUUCAGACAAGAGUACAGCCUUAAGGGCCACCCAGGAGAAGUUGAAUAACCUGAAAGAGGUGAGGUGAAAUAGAUUUAUUUGUCCUAUUUUGGGCUGUCAAAUGAUACUUUUUAGUGCAAUCAAUUUCAGAUAAUCUUUUAAUUAAACCCAUGUGAGCACUUCAUACUAUUUCUGUGUUGUAGUUUUAUAAUGAAGAAGGAAAACCUCUAUUGUCAAAAAUACUCAUCUGCAUUGGGACUGAGCAUCAGUAUGGAGUUCUGCCUGGUAGAGACUGCUUUGAUUGGAGUCUGUAGCUGUUGCCCAUUCUCAGAUUGUACUUAUCAAUGUUCUGCUGCAUUUACUGUGCUAUGCUUAAAGUAUGCAUUGCAUUUUUCCAUUGCUGUGCAACUUCAUAGAGGUAAGGGGCACAUAUUUUUGCAUAAUGCCAUAGACUGUAUAUAGAAUGGACAGCGUCUGCCUACUUGCUGAGUGCAGCCACUCUGAGAACAGCAUCCUCUGUUGACGGGCUGCAGUAUAGGUCAUAAAUCCCCCCUCCGCCAGCAAAGCUGAUGGAGUUGCUUGCGGUGUUACAGUAGUAGUUACAGUAUAGUAGUUACAGUAAGACUGGUUUGUGCUCAAGUCCUCUUUUUUCUGUGAACCUCCAUUUUUAAAAGUUAUAAGGGGUUUAAGGUUUCUAGAACUGACACUUGAUACAGCCUAUGGGCGUUCUAAGAUUGUGUAGCUCACCCGGGGGGGAUACGCUGUUUGAGCCGAGCGUCAUCACAGCAACUCUCAGCGACUCUCCCGCUGAAUGCCUACAACGCUACUGCGCAAUGCUGGUUUCAGGAAAUUAAGAAAAGUCGCGGAAAUCCCAAGAGCUUUUUGGCUUCAAAUCCGUAUACUGGCGGGAGGCGGUCCCAAGUUGUCCAUAGUAUAUAUAGUCUAUGAUAGUGCCGUUCUUCUUCUGCUUAAACUUUUCAAGCAAAGAAGUGAAAUGUCUAAUCAGUGUGAAUAUGGUGCGCCGUUAUUCUGAGAUAAUUUUGAUUACUCAUUAAUGUAUUAUGAUCCCAAAUUAGUGCAACAACACUUCCACUUUUGGGAGUCACUGUUUAGUUGCUUUCUCUGUUUUACAUAAGUCCUGCUUGCUUGAAACGACUGUCCCCUGUGACUGUGAGACAAAUGACCAGAAAUAUCAUUUUAAUCUGAGUUAGCAUGGCCUGAAUCUUUCAUAAUGUUGAUGGGUGUGCAAUCAGUUCCCACCCUCUUAUCGACACUUCAGUUAAAUUCUUUGAUAUAGACUUGUCAACAAGUCUUAGGUAAAUUACACACUACAGAAAGAUGCUCUGCCAGUUGCCUGUGUGACAUGGUUGCCCACUAACAUCAGUCUAAUUAACCACUUAGUGUCAAGUGGUAACUUGGAGUGCCAAAAUGUUUUUUGGCACUAAAAUGUUUUUUGAUGGGUGGAUUGAACUGCUCAAAAGUCUGCUAUUUGUGUUGUUAGUUUCAAUCACAUCUGCAGCAGAAAGUAUACAGUACUGCUGAUGAAUGGUGCCGUGACAAAGAUUUCUUUUGUUUUUUACUUUAGGGCAAGUAGCAACAAGUGAUUCAAGAAAAUAUUACCCCUAUUUUGCUGCAGAGUUACCAAAAAAAAACCAAAUCAAUUAUUUACCUGUAUCAUCACAAUUAACAUUGAUGGCCCUAAUGCAAAAAAUGAAUUUAUGUAUGAAAGUGUAAAACAAACAAAUUAAGCAGGUGUACGUCAUAUCAUUCCUAUCUACUUAGAUUUACUUAUCUAUCUAUCUAUCUAUCUAUCUAUCUAUCUAUCUAUCUAUCUAUCUAUCUAUCUAUCUAUCUAUCUAUCUAUUUCUUGCAGGCUUAUGAGAAUCAACUUCAGGAGGUAUGUUUUUAUUUCUGUUCUAUUUUUUCACUCAUAAACGCACAAUUUGUGUGUGUGGGUGUGUAUGGUGUGUGUGUGUGUGUGUGUGUGUAUAAUAGCAUGACAAACAAUUGUUUAUUGAAGACAUGCCUUCUCUGAGGAAUUUUCAGUUGCACAGCCAAUGAUAUGAAUAAAUACAAAUUUUAAAGGGGGCGUAUUAUGCUUUUUCACAUUGACAAAAAAAAAAAAAAAAAAGCAAAGUUACAAAGUUUUGUGUCUAUUCUACAUGUACAGUACAGGCCAAAAGUUUGGACACACUUUCUCAUUCAAUGUCUUUUCUUUUUUUUUUAUAUGACUAUUUACAUUGUAGAUUGUCACUGAAGGCAUUAAAACUAUGAAUGAACACAUGUAGAAUUUUGUACUUAUAAAAAAAGUGUGAAAUAACCGAAAACAUGUUUUAUAUUCUAGUUUCUUUAAAAUAGCCACCCUUUGCUCUUGAUGACAGAAGUACCUUGUCAGGGUUACUUCAGGCACUCCUGUGAAGUAAAAACCAUUUCAGGUGACUACCUCAUGAAGCUCAUUGAGAGAACAGCUAAAGUUUGCAGCGCUAUCAAAAAAGCAAAGGGUGGCUACUUUGAGAAAUCUAAAAUAUAAUACAUGUUUUCAGUUAUUUCACACUUUUUUCUUAAGCACAUGAUUCCACAUGUGUUCAUUCAUAGUUUUGAGAAUCUACAAUUUAAAUAGUAAUGAAAACAAAGAAAAUGCAUUGAAUGAGAAGGUGUGUCCAAACUUUUGGCCUGUACUGUAUGCAGAGUUUUAAAUCACAAGGUAAACGUAUUUUUUCAUUAUCUGAGAAAGUACUUGAAAACCGGUCGAAUCUUGAUCAAAUGUGCAAAGAUGCAACUGUGGUUAGUGUGCGAGAUUUACUGAAGUCUGAUGUAAGAAUUAUAGACUCUCGUUACUAGUUCAUCUGAGCUCCAACAGCAUGUGAAGUGACACCCACAGCAGAGCGGGGAAACCAUGGACAUAAUAUACACAUUAAAGCCAAGAUCAGGGGUCAGCAACCCGCAGCUCCAGAGCCACAUGUGGCUCUUUUAUCCCUCUGCUGCAGCACUGUGUGGAUUUGGAAAAUAAAUAAUAAAUGUUUAAUUUAAAUUGAUUUUAUUUAAGUUAGUUAAUUUUUUUAAUGUUAUUUUAAAUUCCAGGAAUAUGAUGCUCUUCUAAUUUAAUAAACCAUGUUUUUACAUUUUUUUUGUCACUCAAAAUAUGCCUCAUUACUGCUGACUUGCGAAAACCUGCGUUAAGAAAAAGGUGACGUCAUACAGCCCUGAUCUGUGCGCUGAGGUUCAGGAGUAAAAGUCACAUUAAGCAAGUAAAUUUAAUAUUUAAAUCUGCUAUUAUUUUGCAAAUAUAUGUCUUACAUUGUUCAGUGAAAUAGUGUUUUUAUAAUUCAGAUUGACAGCUGACUGCACACUCCAGAACAGGACGCAUACUUUUGUUUCUAAUUACGGGAUGAUACCGUUUUUCAAGGGACAGUUGGCAAACCUUGGCUCUCCGACACUGAUGUCUUUCAGGGCAUGACAAAAGUUUGUAUCACAAUAAGCUUUCUUCCGAGCAUUGCAAACGACUGAUGCUGAAAAAAAAAACAAUAUAUGUAGUGUUAUCUUCAUUUUAGUUGUCAAAGGGGUUUUGUGGCUCCCUUUGUUUUCUUUUCUGUGGGAAAUUGGUCCAAAUGACUUGAGUGUUUGAGGUUGCCACCCCCUGCCCAAGAUAUAUGAUGUAUAUGGGGGUAACUGCUCUACUGCUCAGCUGAUCAACCACAAUAGAGGGAGCAGAGCCAAAACACCGAGCUCUGCCCUCAGCCAGCUCCUGGAAAGCCUCUGGAGAGAUCAGAAGAAAGUGGGCUUGUUGAAGGGUUAAAGAGACAGCAGCUAAAACAAAUUCUAAUACACCACUGUGAGAAAUUUUAGGAUAAAGAGGUAUCAGAAAGGACAUAUAGAGUCUGAAAAAAAUGCAUACCCCCCCGACAUAAUUAGAUAUGGAUGAUAACAUAGCAUUUACUUUUCAAGCUGAUGGCUAAGCACAAGUCUUCAAUGAGUGAAGUGUUGUGGAAAAAAUUCAUUUUAAUUACUUUGUAUAAUGACAAACAUCUGCAUUGCAUCUGCAUAAAACAUGGAGAGGUAAUGAACAGGCUGUUAACCAGCUGUGUUAGCCUGGCGUUUUUUGUACCACUGACUGUACCAACAAACAGUACAUUAGGAUAUCAAUGUCAUUUUGUGGGACAUGGAGACAGCAGUCCUUAAUCGUGCAGUAUUUUACACUCCCAGCAUUAAUUGUAAAGACAACUUGGCCACAGUUUUUCCUUUCUGUGUUUGGUGCUUGAGCAAGUAAAUUUGCUAGUUGUUGACAUCUUCGAUGCAUUUUAAGCUCAAACAGAUGUCUUCUUCCAUACCCUCAUCCUCUUAAUUACUGGUAUGUGUUGGGUCUGGGAGACUAAGCAAUGGUGUGUGUGUGUGUGUGUGUGUGUGUGUGUGUGUGUGUGUGUGUGUGUGUGUGUGUGUGUGUGUGUGUGUGUGUGUGUUUUGAUUCACCAUAGAGUCAGAGAUCACUGAGAAAAAGUCAUGUAGCUCUGCUGGAGAAAGUGGAGGAAUUGGCAGAGCAGCUGAAACAGGAGAAAGAGAGAACACUAGCACUAGAAAGUGAAAGCACCACUUCCACUCUGUCUCUAAUGACCAUUAACAAGGUAUGCACUUUAUAAACAUCUAGUCCAAGAAAGACAAGAAUCACUGUUUAUGAUAAGGCUUUAAAAUUCUUUCUCCCACAGCUACAGGAGAAAAUAACCGAUCUAGAGGGAGAGAGGAAUUUGAUAAAAGAAAACUAUGACACUCUACUGGAGAGGUAAGAUUCUGGUUCUGUCAGGUGUAAAGCAGUCUCUGUUCAAUGCAAGUUGCCUUGUAGAAAAUGUUUACUCUUCCUUUUCCUUUGCUAGUACUACAGCUGCUCAAAGACACCAUUAUGACCAGAUGGAAAAAUGUAAAGAGGUUGACCAGAUCAGGGGGUCAGAGGAAGAAAAAGUCAACAGGAGUAACUUCCAAAGGAUAGUGGAGAACCUGCAAGCGGAGAGGGAAGAAAAAGAGAGGUUGAGAUUGGAAAAGGAGAAUCUGAAAUGUGAGAAGGAGAUAUUGGAAGAACAAAGGGAGAGAGACAGAGGUAAGAAUUUGACCACAGUAACCAUUUGAUAAGAUAAGAAGAGAUAAGAAAAGCCUUUUUAUCCCAUGGUGGGGAAAUUUGCAGUGUUGCAGCAGCAAAAGAUCAGCGGAGCAACACAAUGUACAGACAACAUAAUAAAUAAAUAAAUAAAUAAAUAACAGCAGACCUAUACAAAAAAUUGUGUACAGAAAAUGAGAAAAAAGCAAACAACAACAAAAAAACUCAAAACAGUUCUAUACAGUGAGAAAUUAGAACUGGAUGUUAUUAUUGCACAUUAUUUGAGUUAUUUUAACAGAAAAAAUGUAAGUCUUUGGCAUUUGAACAAAAAUAUCUAGCCCGGGGGUCAAGAACCCGUGGUUCCAGGGUAUUCCUCUGCUGCAGCUCCCUGUGGAUUUGGAAAAUAAAUAAUAAAUAUUUAAUUUAAAUGAAUUUUAUUUUAGUUAAAUUCGAGCAUUAUGAUGCUCUUCUAACAUUAAAUAAACUGUGUUUUUAAAAUUUUUUUGUCACUCAAAAUAUGCCUCAUUACUGCUGACUUGCGAAAACCGAAAACCUGCAUUAAGAUAAAGGUGACGUCACACAGCCCCUGAGGUUCAGGAGUAAAAGUCACAUUAAGCGAGUAAAUUUAAUAUCUAAAUCUGCUGUUAUUUUGCAAAUAUUUGUCUUACAUUGUUCAGUGAAAUAGUGAUUUUUUUAUUCAGAUUGACAGCUGACUGCAUACUCCAGAACAGGACGCAUACUUUUGUUUCUAAUAAUGGGAUGAUACCGUUUUUCAAGGGACAGUUGGCGAACCGUCGCUAUUCAGCUCUCGGACACUGAUGUCUUUAGGGGCAUGAUAAAAGUUAGUAUCAUAUUUGUUCAUGAGGAUGUAUCAAUUUCCCACUUAUUUUUCUCAUGAUAUGUCCUGUAGCAUCAGAAAAAUGCCACAUUAAUAUGUAAUCAUCAAGAAAAAACAUGAUUUUUAUCAGGGUGGUUCUUUAAUGUUUGUUCAAAAUAUUUUUGUUUGCCUGCAGAAAUAAAAUGUUUUCUCAGGAGCAAGACAUUGAUUUCAUAUAUGCAACAUGCUGCAGUUUUUUACAUACUUUGCAUGAAGGAAAAAAAAAAAGAUAUAUGUAGUAUUAUCUUCAUUUUAGAUGUCAAAGGGGUUUUGUGGCUCCCUUUUUGUUUUCUGUGGGAAAAUGGUCCAAAUGGCUUUUGGAAUGUUUGAGGUUGCUGACCCCUGUUCUUGUCCAUCAAUAUUGCACAUAGCAUUGACUUACUGUCCUUUAGUUGUGCUAGACAAACCUGGAUUGCCGGGAGAAGGCCUGGUUAAGCAGUCUGACUGCAGUAGGAAGAACGGACUUGUGGUUUGUCUCUGUCACACACCACGGAUAAAGAACCCUUUCACUGAAGGAGCUGCACAGUGCUGCUACAGUGCUCUGCUACAUGCCCGGGGUGGGGCAUGGAGAAGGAAAUAGUUCCAGAGUCCUUCAACCAUAGACUGUAUAAAGGCUGAACGAUUAAUUAAUUGAAUUCAAACCAACAUUGCAGUGUAAUAGAAUGAGAUUUUCUAACUGCAAAGGCCGCGGUUUUGGCUUGUCACGUAAUCUGGUCACAUGAUGUGCGAGCAAGUGGAGCAAAGCAGCAGGCGGGUAGAGAAGUCAACUUUGCACACUGUUGCACUAUGGGCUUAUUGGGCUAAUGCUUGACAGAAGCUGAUACUGCAAAAAGUUUAGUACCACAGAGCAGCAGUUGUGUGGAUUUAUAUUGGCUAAAAAAGAUGCCGCUGGGCAGCAUGCUGUGCUGCUGUUGCUACAUCAGGAGGUAAAACUACGAACCCUUAUCAACUCUUAAAAAACACCACAAAGCCAUGUAAGAUGGUUAAAUGGCCAAAACAUCAGGGAUGAGUGCUUCAACUUUAAAUUGUGUCUGCAUAACGAUGGUCAACACAUCCAUUAUGGUGAUGGAAGCACAGCUGAAUGAAUAGACCAGACUCCAGUGUUUUGGUUACCGAUUACAUCUCGACAUCAGUAAGUAGAUUAGUAUCAUGAUGUAUAUGAGGGCGCAUACAUUUGUGUGCAUGGAAAACACGGAGAGGACAGGUCCUUUCCAACAGGUGAACAACAGCCAGGGAUCAAACAAUCAGAGAGUCGGGGGGGCAGACGAGAGUUCAGGAAACCAGUAGACAGGAGUCUCAUGGACAGGCAACUUGGUGUCAAGGAUGGAAGGCAAGGUUGAUUGCCAGGGAUCAGACGAGCAGACAGGGUCAGAGCAGAAACAGGUUGAAACCUUACAGUCAAUCUGAGGGCAAGGCGAGCAGGCAGGAACAGAAACAGACCAGGCCACCAACAGGGAGAUCAGUCCGGGAGAGAGUGCUAGAAGGGCUUGCAUAAUGCAAAGACAAUCAGGCAACUUGUGUGUGUGUGGAGUUGGAUCUUAAAUACCUGGGCUGAUGAUCAGAGAUGAGCUGCAGGUGUGGUGGAGAGCACAGGUGAUUGGAGUUUGGCUGAUGAGGUGGUAGUGGCAGUGGAGAAACACUGGUGCUGCGUCCAAGUAGUAGUCGAAGUAGUAUGUAGCAUGUCCGAAUUGGCUACGGGGGGAGUAGCAUGCUACUUUAGAUACUACUUCAGAUACUAGACACACCCACAUUGUAGUAUGGUCGCGGUGCAACCUACGGGCAUGCUACUGACCCAAAAUGCACCGCGGGCUUCUUCUAAGUCCUCUUAAAAGUUGUAGAAGCGCAUGUGAUGCUAGUGCCACCAGCUGCUGCCUAUUUAGAUGCAUCGGGAAUGCCAGCUGGCCACAGCAGCGCGCACCAUGGCGGAGCAGCAGCAGCAGGCAGGACCGCAGCAGUACAGAUGUAAGUCUCAUGUAACUUCACACACUGUCCUAACAAUGUACGGUUGUAUCUCUUUGUCAUGUCAUGGUGUCAUAUUUGCCCAAGUAAUCAUUUUAUGAGUAAAUAUGUGGCAACAUCAUGGAGGUAAAGCUCACUUAUUCCAUCAUUAAACUGCACAGCUGCAGUAAUCAGGCAGAUCUCAUUGAACAAACAAUCACCACGUGAGUAAAUGAAGGCUAAAAGUAAUGAAAAAGCUACUUUGUGAAUUUCUAAAGCAGUGCAGGAAUAUAAUACAGCAGCAUCCAUCACUUGCACAAUUACCAUUCAAAGAGUCUAAAACUGUCUGCACGGGCACAGUACCUACUCUCUGCCUGCGGGGGUCGUCUUUCCCCACCACUCGUCUAGUGUGUCCGAAUUGGGCCAACGUGUUUAGUAUGUAGGAGUAGGAUCUAGCAGUAGUAUGUAGUAUGCGAGCGGGCAAUUCAGACGCAGCAUGGGUGAGGAGCUGGAGAUGAUACAGGGAGGAGCAGUUGAGCAAAGUGAAGGAGAGCAGAGUACAGCAGGGGGAGAGCCGAGUGAAAGAGCAAGAAAGCAAAGUGAUCGCAAAAUGAUUAUCAUGGGCAAAGUGAGAUCAAUCCAAUAGAUAAGAUAGGAACAAUCAAUCAGCAUAGCAGGAGCCGCUCUAUCUUGGUUUAAGUCUCUGUAGCAGGAUGUGGCAGUCAAUCGCGCCAAAUGCAGCACUAAGAUCUAAGAGGACAAGAACAGAGAGAAAACCACAGUCUGAGGCCAUGAGUCUCAUCCUCAGCAGAGCGGUCUCCGUGCUGUGGUGGACUAAAUCCGGAGUGGAAAUCCUACAAUAAACUGUUAAGAAGAAAGUCACAAAGUAGAUCAACAACUUUCUCUAGGAUUUUAGAAAUAAAGGGAAGGUUGGUUAUUGGUCUGUUGUUUGCUAAGGUGCCUGAGUCAAGAGUAGGUUUUUUAAGGAGAGGUAUUAUCAACACAGUUUUAAAAGACUGGGGAACAUAUCCUGUUAGUAAAGACGUAUUGAUCAAGUUAAGAUGUACUAAUUAAAGGAAGAGCUUCCUUCAGCAGCUUAGAUGGAAUUGGUCUUACAGACACGUUAAUGAAUGGCUGCUAACACUACUGAAUUGAACUCUGGGAGGUCAAUAGGUGCAAAGUUACUAAGGUGCACCAGAGGCCUUGGGGGUUCUCCACAAUUUCAGGGUUAUCUAAGAUAAAAACAUCUGUUGAAGGCAAGAGAUUACUAAUUUUACCUCUUGUUUUUAAGAUUUUUUCAUUAAAGAAGCUCAAGAAGUCAUCACUGCUGAGGGCUAAAGGGAUACAUGGCUCAACGGUGCUCUGACCGUCCGUCAGCCUGGCUACAGUACUGAAGAGACACCUGGGGUUAUUCUUAUUUUCUUGAAUAAGGGAGGAGUAGUAAGUUGUUGCAAGGCCUUCCUAUAUUUAUUAAGACAGUCCCGCCAGAGAGUGUGAGCUUCAGCAUUAUACCACGGAGGCGUUGAACAGUUUUCUGUCGAAGAGGAGCAACUGAGUGAAGAAUGACACCCAAUGAGCCUGAGGUAUCAUCAAUGAACUGAUUAGGUUGCAAAGGACUUAUGCUCAAGUUUGAGCUAUCAGUUAAGUUAUUCUCAAGCACAGAGAUGGAAUUGCCUCCUUGAACUUAGAUACAGCACUUUCAGACAACCUUCGAUUUAGCACGGUUUUGUCAUGAGGAGAAUAGCCUGAUAGCACAAAUUCAAAAGUUACUAAGAAGUGAUUCAAUAAAAGGGAAUUUAAUGAGCUGACUGACAAGGUUUCAGCUUCAAGGCCAUAAGCCAGGACAAGAUCGAGGGUGUGGUUAAAACAGUGCGUAGGUCCAUGUACACACUGUGUUAACCCAUGUAGGUCUAACAAAGACAAGAAAGUAAUGCUUUGGCUAUCAUUUUCCACAUCCUCAUGAACAUUAAAGUCACCUACAACAAUGACCUUGCCUGCACUAAGGACUAGAUCAGAUAGAAACUCUGAGAAUUCUGGCAAAACCUCUUAGUAUGGGCUGGGAGGGCUAUAAACUGUAGCAAAUACUAAUGGUCUCAUGGUCUUUGAGGGGGGAUGUGGAUGACUGAGAACAAGACUUUCUAAAGAAUUUUAAUCCAGUUUUGGUCUAGGGCAGGGGUUGACAACCUCAAACACUCAAAGAGCCAUUUGGACCAAUUUCCCACAGAAAAGAAAACAAAGGGACCUACUAAACCCCUUUGACAUCUAAAAUGAAGAUAACACUACAGAUACCAUUUUUUCCUUCAUGCGAAGUAUAUAAAAAAAUACUGUGGUGUGUUGCAUUUACAAAAUCAAUGUCCUGCUGCAGAGAAAAUGAAAUUUUAAUUCUGCGGGCAAACAAAAAUAUUUUGGACAGUUUGAACUAACAUUAAAGACCCACUCUGAUGAAGAUCAUGUUUUUCUUGAUGUCUACAUGUUCACAUGGCAUUUUUCUGAUGCUACAGGACAUAUCAUGAGUAAAAUAAGUUCGAAAUUGCAUUUUUUUUUAGUAUUUCAGCAUUCAAAUCUCUGUGAAUCUGUGAAUCUCUGGCAGACCCAAAUGGCAGGCUCAGACACAGUGGGAUAUCCUGCAUCUGCAAGCCCCUGGAGUCCCACUAUGCAGGCCAGACUCAGAGGACUAGAGAGGACAAUUGCAGAAUAAGCUUGCAAUGCUCGUAAGAAAACUUAUUAUAAAACUAAUUUUUAUCAUGCCCCUAAAGACAUCAGUGUCCGAGAGCUGAAUAGCCAAGGGUUGCCAACUGUCCCUUGAAAAAUUGAAUCAUCCCAUAUUUAGAAACAAAAGCAUGCAUCCUGUAUUAGAGUGUGCAGUCAGCUGUCAACCUGAAUAAGAAAACACUAUUUCACUGAAUAAGAAAGUAAGAAUUGAUGAAUAUAAAAUAUAUAUUUGAAAAAUAAUAGCCGAUUUCUUGCUCAAUGUGACUUUUACUCCUGAACCUCAGCACAUAGCGUCUCUAGAUCAGGGCUGUAUGACGUCAACUUCAUCUUCACGCAGGUUUUCGGUUUUAGGAAGUGACCAGUUAUGAGGCAUACUUUGAGCAACAAAAAAAAAUUAAACAUGGUAUAUCCAAUGUUACAAGAGCAUCAUAAUCCUGGAAUUUAGAAAUUACAUGAAAAACUAACUAAAAUUAAAUAAAUUUAAAUUGAAUAAAUUAAAUAUUUAUUAUUUAUUUUACAAAUCCACAGGGAGCUGCAGCAGAGGGAUAAAAGAGCCACAUGCAGCUCUGGAGCCAUGGGCUGCUGACCCCUGGACUAGAUAUUUUUUUUAAUUCGAAAGACUUACAUUUUCUCUGUUAAAAUAACUCAAAUAAUGUGCAAUAAUAAUGUCCAAUUCCAAGAGACUGUCCAGGCACAUAAUGCAACAUAAAAAAAUAACUUACAACUUCCCUUUUAAAGUGCAUAAAUAUUGUGUGCUGUUUUGUAUAGGGUCACUUGUGUUGAUGGAAGACAAGCAACAACAACUAGAACAGGAUGUUCUUCAUUACAAAGAGCAGAUUUCUGUUUUGCAGCACAGGCAAGACUUUGUGACCAAGGUCAGAGAACACAACUCACAACUGAAUUUUACAGUUUUCUUUUUUUUCAAACAAUGUGAUGUGAAUGGUGUGUGUAACCUCACAUAACCUUGGUAACUUUCAACCUUGUCUUUUUAGAAGUUUGACAUGAGUGUGGAGGAGCUCAGUGAAAUACUCCAGCAGAUCAAGGUAAAUAUCAAUAUAUAUAUAUAUAUAUAUACUGUACUUUUCGCACUAUACGGCCCACCUGAUUAAAAGGCGCACCAUCAAUGAACACGUCUAUUUUCAUACAUAAGGCGCACCGGAUUAUAAAGCGCACUGGAUUAUAAAGCGCAUUAAGCCAAACAAAACAGUCAAUAACUCUGCGAGGCUACAGUAGCUGCAGUGCUCCGACAAGCCAAAAGGAUUUUAAGUGCGCCUUAUAGUGUGAAAAAAUACGGUAUAUAUAUACAGUACAGGCCAAAAGUUUGGACACACCUUCUCAUUCAAUGUAUUUUCUUUGUUUUUUUAUAUGACAUUUUACAUUGUAGAUUAUCACUGAAGGAAUCAAAACUAUGAAUGAACACAUGCGGAAUUUUGUACUUAUAAAAAAAGUGUGAAAUAACUGAAAACACGUUUUAUAGUCUAGUUUCUUUAGAGUAGCCACCCUUUGCUCUUGAUGACAGAAGUACUUGGUGACUGACUCUGUCAGUCACGAAGUAACCCUGACAAGGUACACCUGUGAAGUAAAAACCAUUUCAGGUGACUACCUCAUGAAGCUCAUUGAGAGAACAGCAAAAGUUUGCAGCGCUAUCAAAAAAGCAAAGGGUGGCUACUUUGAGGAAUCUUAAAAUAUUAAACAUGUUUUCAGUUAUUUCACACUUUGUUUUUUAAGCACACGAUUCUACAUGUGUUCAUUCAUAGUUUUGAUGCCUUCACUGAGAAUCUACAAUUUAAAUAGUAAUGAGAAUAAAGGAAAUGCAUACUGAGGAUGCAUAUGCAUAUACAGUAUAUAUAUAUAUAUAUAUAUAUAUAUAUAUAUAUAUAUAUAUAUAUAUAUAUAUAUGUGUGUGUGUGUGUGUGUGUGAUAGUUAGGUAUGAUGAUAUAUGAUGGAUAAUUUGUUGCAUAAUUCUUAUCCCUUACAACAGGCAUAUAGGAUACAUCAAGAGAGCAGAGCACAGCUGGAAUUUCUCUCAGCUGAUGGGAAGGUCAAUGCCCUGUAUGAGAUGACAAAUAUUCAGGGAUCUCAUGCUGAGACUGUUGUGGAGUUACAAAAAACUAGACACCUUCUACUACUGGAGCACAAUAUUAGCAAAAACCUGCAGGUACAUAAAAAAAAGCUGUCUUUGCUUUCAUUGCAUUUUGUGUAACUCAUUUUAAUUUAACUUCCUCUGUGCUGAACUUUUGCUGUCAAGGAAGAGCUGAACACUGUUAACCAGAAGAUGGAGAAAGAAAGGGAGGAGAACAGAAAGAGGGUGGCAGAAAAAGAACAUCUUGUAUCAAAAAGUUUGCUUCAGAUUGACAGUUUACAAGGUAUGAGUUAUCACACUUACGUAGAAUCUAGAAAGGCAAGAAAACCAAACAAAAUUUGUGAUGUUAAAUGAUAUUUUGAAACAAAAAACAAAAAACAACAACAUAAAAAAAUAAAUAAAUUUUAAAAAAUGUGCAACAACAAAAAAAGAACUGUGCAACAAAAAAAGACUGCAACUUCAAAAACUCCCUAUUUUCCUUUCUAUCUAACAGCUCAGGUCAGAAAAUUAGCUCACAGCCAUAAACGAAGUAUACCAGUGCAGUGCACCGGGCGAGCCACAAACCUGGAUGUGGAACAGCCAGUUGAAGAAACCAGUUCUCAACUGAGGGCUGGGGAGUCACUGCUGGAGAUCCACCUGAAGGUCAACAACAUUAUGACUUUGUUCAUUUUUUUUUUUUAAUUAAAAAAAACGAUUUUUUUCUCUUAUCAAGUGUAAAUUUCUGUCUUGCAUAUCCAGGCUGCAACUUUUACCCCAUCAGGGCUCCGUGUUAUGGUUAGAAACCAUCCAGGAGUGGUAGACGGAGGUGAAGACAUAAUAACUUUUUGCACAUAUAGCCUCUUAGACUUUGAGACACACUCAACUCCCCUGGUUCCUGGAAGCAAACCCAGCUACAGCUUUACAUCCCACUAUGCUCUGACAGCCCAAGAUCUAAGCAGGCUGGAAAGUCAGGGGUCAAGGGUCCAAGUGGAGCUCCACCAGGCAUUAGGUGGGGUCAGGUUUCUGACACAUGGAAGUGGGCAAAUGUCCUUUACGGAUGCUAUAGAAAGGAGGGGGGAGCAAAUAAAUAUAUGUGCCAACAUCACUGGUGAGUAGUGUAAACAUAAUGUAUAUAUGUAUAUAGAAAGUAUAAUUUGCUUUUUGCUUUUUCCUCUGUGUAGUCGUUGCACCAUGUAUGUCUGUUACCAUUUUUUCAGUCAAUUCUUGCUUUCUGUCUGCUCAAGGUUACAAGGGUGAAAUUGUUGGCGUCGUGGAUUUUUGGGUGCGCCUCUUCUGCUCUGCAGAGCCCAUCGAACCCAUGAGAGAGACAGGAACUGAAAGAACAGCUAUACAGAAUCCUACACAGAUCUGUCUUGGCUGGCAAAGUGCUGCUUAUGGGGUAAAAGACUGAUUUAUGAUUCAGAAUUUGCAACUGACGAUGAGCACAAAGGAUGAUAUAUGAUAUAUGACUAUUUAUACAAAAAUCAAACUGAGAAAACGAUCUUUAAUGCUGUUUACAGAAAAUAUAUGACUAUGGUGGGGGGAUCCCCAAUGAGCUUGAAGUUACGUUGGAACGCUGUGUUGGCCUUAAUACUCGGUGGUCGGGACUUCUUCCCAAUGCCUACCUGACAUACAGGCUCUAUGACCUGCCACCUCAUGUCUCACAAACAAUCAAGUGCACUGUUGACCCAGUAUUUAAUGACACUGCUAGAUAUCCACUAGCAGUUACAACUGAUGUUUUGCACUAUCUGAGGUAUGACAGCCUAGACCCGAACACACACAAAAAAAUCUUAUUAAACUAUUUUCAUAAUUAACUAAACAUUACCGAUAUGAUCAGCUUUUGACUGUGUUCUUCGCCAGGUCCAGCAGUUUGUGGAUUUACCUGUUUGAUGACAGUGAAAACCAGAUACCACCAGCAUAUCUCGCCAAGACUCCCAUCCCACUGCAAGUCCUUGCUUCUGGCCAACAAAUCAGAGGUACAAUAAAGAGAUAAAAAAUGCAUACUCAGACUUAAAUUAGGGUCAUGGGGCAAACACACAGAGGCACUAUUACCAUGAUAUGGUUUUUACAAAGAUAUAUAUCCUGUUUUUCUAUAUGGUCCAUAAGCCAAAGUAUAAUGUUAUGACAUGUUGGAGUCAGUUGUGUUGAUAGGAGACAAGCAAUAACAAACAGAACACAAGGAUUUUUUAUUACAAAGACAAAGACAGACUCUUGUUGUUACAGGAGUCUUUACUUUUGGUACCUUUGAAAACAUUAGUUUGAUGUGGAUGUAGGUAUCAGAAUGGAUAUAGAUUCAGUUGGCUAAACUGUCAGCAAAUUGGUGGUGGUAUGGCUAUAUGGUUAUAAAGUUAGCAAUUAUCUUGAAAUUCGCAUGAGUCUAAAUGACCAAAAUCAGAUAGAUAAAAAAAAUUAAAUUUAAGUAAAAUUAAUGUUUUUUAUGGUAAUAGCCCAAAGAUCAUUUGAGGCAAUCCUUAUAUUGUAUGUGACAUUUACAUACUCUCACAAAACAAUAGCCAAUAUUGCCUGGAUUAAUUGAUCCAUCCAAAAGCCCCAGUCAUCAGGGAAUAUUUUUUCAAUUCAUGUGAAACUCAAUCAGUGACCCAUCUGUCACUGUUGAUAAUUCAAAGGAUAAAUAAUAUCACCCUCAGGACUUUAAACAGUUCAAUCAUAGUAGCAGACAGUACUGGAGUUUUUAGAUACACCCUAUGGUGCACCUGGACAAAUCUUCAGUGAUGUAACCUGAGAUCACGGGGGGUUUUGUGUCUUUCAACAAUCUGAUCCCCUCGCCCAGGCGACCCAGCUAGGGUUGACCAGGCCCCAGCUUGGUCCAGGUAGCUCUACCCUACAAGCCAUGCCUCUGUCCUCCUGAUCCACAGCCACCUCAAUGCCACCUGGAUCAUUUGGCCGACUUGAUGGCUCUCCGCUGGCUAGCUCCUGCAACACAGUGAGAUGUCAUACGUCACAAAUCCAAGCGCUGCCCCCAGAGCCCUAUAAUGCAUGACAGACUCGGAGAAUUGCAGAACAAGCGUGUGUUAGCGGAUUGCAGUCCUUGUAGGAAAGCUAAUAAUGAUAUUGACUUUCAUCAUGUCCCCAAAGACAUAGGUGUCUGAGAGCUGAAUAGCUCCUAUGUUACCUUGCCACUUCUGUUGCACUGGCAAUGUUAGGCUGAAAACUGGCAUGAAGAGGAGUGUGCAAAGCAGCGCUGUCUCUGACCACGACUCAGAGGUGAAUUGAUAAUGAGCUUCUGGAGCUCUGCAGAAGAAAAGCCUUAAAAAUGACACAGGUAAUGUGACUUUGGCUAAAACUUUAUAACCACACUUUAAAGACCAGUGAAAACACUUAAGUAGUAAGCAAAAAUGAUUGGAGUGGGACUUCAAGGAAGCUGUGGAGAAGUAGCUCGAGAAAUUGGAGAAAGCAAUGGUGAUAUCCAAACCGACAAAAGUGAGUGGGCAGCUCCCAUUGUCACCAUCCCCAAAUCAGACAGAGCAAUCUGGAUAUGUGGAGACUACAAAGUCAGUGUGAAUCAGUGUAUUGAGGACAAGAAGGUCACUCUUCCAAACACUGAAGACCUAUUUGCUACUCUGGCAGGAGGUACAACAUUCAGUUAGCUUGACGUCCCUUGUGACUACCAUCAGUUGGAUGGAAAAAUAUGUGACUAUCAACAUUCACAAUGGCCUGUAAAAGUACCAUUGCCUCAGCUACAGUGUUUCCAGCGCACCUGCUAUUUUCCAGUCAGUCAAUGGACUAAUCCUGCAAGGACUGGAUCCUGUGACAAGUUUUUUGGAUGAUAUUCACAUCAUAGCUACCUCAGAGGAGGAGCACAUCAGAAGACUUGAUGAGGUACUGACACGUCUUGAAAAGCACAAUGUUAGAGUAAAGCAAUCAAAAUGUAAUUUUCUACAGAGCAGUGUCGAGUAUCCGUGACAUCUCAUUGACAAAAAAGGCUUGCACCCAACUGAAGAAAAAGUGAAAGCCAUAACCAAUGCACUAAAACAACAAACAUCACUGUCAAGUUUUGUCUCCACUGUGUAAUGUUCUAACUUGAAUGGAGGAUGAUAUAGUGCCCAAAGGUGAGUGGAAUAUACUCAGACACAACAGAUGCGUUCAUCUUGACUUUUUCCUCUAUUUUAUUGAGAUGGGAUGUGUCCUUCUAAGGUAAAAAAAACAAAAAAUAUUUAAUAUAAAAUAGAUGAAUUGAAUAAAGUUAAAUCAUACUGUUGUCCAUGUAGAUUCUCAUUCAUCCAGGUCAUGGUUUUCUUGAAGACUUAAAAACAGGCAACUGGACUGUGUAGAGUUCAGAAGUUGAGAGUUGAGCCCGGUUAUAAACAUAAACAUGGACACAGAUUCGCUCCCGUGCAUACACGCAGGAGUACACAAACUUUUCCUUACACACAUAUCCCACUCUAAGACAUCAAUAUCUAGUGGCAUGUAAAGUUUCAUUCAUUUCCGAUGAUGUUUAGUGGAUGAAAUAGUGCUUCAAACACUCUCAGUCCAUGAAUGAAGACUUGCGUGCGCGGCACCGAAGGGGUUAAAAUUAUGUGCUGGCUCAAUCUUUUGUAUCACUGUCGGAAAGUAGAAUUUAGAACCCUGGUGAUCGACUGACUACAAAAAAAAAGGUUCUAAUGUGUUGUUAUGGUGCCAUAAACACACGGUCAAAAAACAUGUUUUUAAUGGAAGUCUAUUGUUUGAUUUGAAGACAAAGUAGGGUGUGUAGCGAUCUGAAUGUAUAAUAAAUGUCUUCAGAUUAAUAUUUGAGAAUAAUCUUAAUUUAUGACAUUUAUGCACUCGUUGGGGCACCACCCACCUUUAAUGGUGGGAAAAUGAAGAAAAACAAAAGUUUAAUUCAUAAGUCAAACAUUGAGUUAAUCUUAAAUUAAUCUACUCACAUCUCAAGCCAAAAUUCUCAUUUUUGAGACUCCACCUCUGGAAGAACACUAACAGACAAGAACUUAGAAAAACAAUGAUCAGUUUAUUAUAGGGUAAAUACUGAUCCAACACACAUGCAAUAAAUGAUGAUAAGAUAAUUAGGAUAGAUAACAACAGAUGAACGAAAGAUUCUGAGUCAGGCGGCGAUUACUAAAGUUAAUGAUAGUGAGUGAAUAUGCUCUAACAUAUUAACCUGCGUUAACUUUGGUGUAAAGAUGAAUUUGGAUGUGAUUAUUUGAAUUAUUAAGCUUAAGACAGCAUUAGUCCUGUUUGGAGCUCUGGAGGUUUGGAUACUUAAGUGAGGCUGGUCCUUGGAGAGGAGCAGGUUCCAAAGGUCCAGGCUACCAGUUCGAGAGGUUCAGCUCUGAAGAGGACCGAAGUCAGACAAAGGACAGGCCAGGAGUCACAGCACACAGGCCUGAAUGCAAAAACCAGUGCCUUAAUCAUCCUUUGGAUGCUCCUUUGGUCUCACUGCAACACUGUUGGGUGGCGUUGAGAGGUGACUUGGCAAUCAUGCAGAUAACCAAGAAAAAGAGCCUCGAGGACCAGUUGAAACUUUUUCAAAAAUGGCUUUGCGAAAUUAAAGUAAAAUCAAUUAAAGGCUUAAUCUUGAAUUGCUAUGCGCACAAAAAGUUUAAGUUUCACAACUUGAACUAAGACGAUGUUAAAGAAAAAUCAAACUACGUGAAUGAACACGUGGCAGAAAACUUAAAAGACUAAGGAAAAAGUAAGACAGAGAAAACAAACUAAGAGGGAACUUAGCGGAAACAAAAAAAAAGAAAACAAGCAUGUGAAGAGCAAAAGGCAAAAGAGAAGAAGAAGCAAGAGAGGGAGAGCACCCCAGCUUUACUGGUUUUCUACUCUUCAUACUGGGAGAGUCUCUAAGGUGUGAAGAGAGAAAAGAGGGGGUUCUGAUCCCCAGCUGCAGCUUCCUGAGAGGAGACUUUCAAGAUCCCUGAUUGUUUGAUCCAACUUGUACUUUGGAUAGUAAAAGAGUCAGAUCAAAUAUUCACUCACUAUGAUUAAUGUUUUUGAAUGUGUUAGGAAUCGAACAAAGACCAGGAUCUAAAAAUGCAGAGGCAAAAGCCCAAAUUUAUUGAUAAUAAACAAUAGAACAAAGUAACAACAGAAAAUUGCAGUUUCCGGGAAAAGGCAUGGUUGGCUCAGACUGCCACUAAAAAGACACAAAAACAGAGUUAGAAAAAGAGUCACUGCAGCAAGGUAAAUAGCUGGUGAAAAAAAAAGUUCAAAUGAUAGUGCCACAUGGGGCAAGUAACAACUAAGGAUGUAAAAGUCAAAGUGCAAUAGAAAAUGGUAAACCAAAAAAUCUUCUCAACUAGAGGAAAAAACGCGAACACAAAAUCACCUUUGCUCAAGGGAAAAAAUCUCUAGAAAGAAACCAAAGAACUCACAAAUAAAUACUGAGAGGUAGGCUGGAUACAUGGGCAGAAGAUCAGGGAGAUCGGCGUGGCAAUACACGUGUAGCAUGACUGAGAAAUCAUCCGGCACUGAGUCGACAGAGGAGGUGGCAUAUAAAGCCAGGUAACUGACAACAACAAGAAUCAGGUGCGUGCAAUCAGUCCGGUCCAGCCCCACCUUCCGCCAUGCCUCCAGCGCUGCAGAGAAAAAGAGAAAGGGAGAACACACAGAGGAAAGGAACACAGGAAACCCAACUGCUGCAUAAACUCAAGUACCUCACAGUACCCUCCCCUCAAGGAAUGCCUCUUGGCGUUCUACCUGGUUUACCUGGGUGGGCAGCAUAGAAGUCCUGCAGCAGCUGUGGGUCGAGGAUGAGGAAACGCGAGAUCCAGGCACGCUCCUCGGGACCGUACCCCUCCCAGUCAACCAAGUACUGAAAUCCCUGCCUCUCCUGCGGGCGUCCAGAAUCCUGUUCACUGUAUAGGCGGGGUGGUCGUCAAUGAGGCGAGAAGGAGGCAGCAGUGGUGCUGGGGGCUGGAGGGGGCUGCUUGUGACAGGCUUAAGGAGAGAGUCAUGGAAUACCGGGUGCACCCUGAGGGACAUGGGGAGGCGGAGCUUGACGGCGAUGUGAGACCAGGGGCGUGAGAAGACAGGGAGAGGAUGCAGGAGCCUGGCAGGGGCCUGGUGAGAGGACUUACUGCAGGCACAGACCGAGCAGGUGGUAAUGAAGGUGCGAACGUCUGCCGUUAUCGAAGGCCACCAGAAGCGUUGUCGCACCAGCAUGAGAGUCCGCCGAACCCCGGGAUGGCAGGCGAGCUGGAAGGCAUGCCCCCACAGGAGCACCGCGGAUCUGGCCGCAGGUGGGAUGAACAGCUGCCCCUCAGGUACACCAUCCGGAGCCGGGUGGUCCCUGAGCGCAGCCUGGACGUCCUGCUCCACUGUCCACUGGACUGCCCCCACAACAUAUGUGGAGGGGAGGAUCGUCUCGACCUGAACUGACAGGACAGCAUGUCAGCCUUGACGUUCCGGGAGCCAGGGCAGUAGGUGAAAGUGAAAUUGAAGCGCCCCAGGAAGAGGGCCCAGCAGGCCUGCCUGGAGUUCAGCCUCUUAGCCGUGCGCAGGUAAGAGAGAUUCUUGUGGUCGGUCCAUACCACAAACGGCAUAGCCGCCCUCUCCAGCCAGUGCCUCCAUUCCUGUUAUGAGAGCACCACCGCCAGCAGCUCGCGGUUCCCAACGUCAUAGUUGACCUCCGCAAGGGUGAGGCGGCGAGAGAAAAAGGUACCAGGGUGCAGUUUCUUAUCAGACUGUUGAUGCUGGGAGAGGACAGCCCCCACUCCUGAAUCAGACGCGUCCACCUCGACCCCAAACUGCUGCGAAGGAUCUGGGUGGGAAAGGACAGGAGCGUUAGUGAACAGCCUUUUAAGGUGAUCGAAAUAAGCCUGAGCAGAGGGGGACCAGGUAAAAGCAAGGUUGGUGGAUGUGAGCCGUGUCAACAGAGCAGCAAUGCAACUGUAAUCGCGUAUAAAACUUCUGUAGAGGUUUGCAAACCCUCGAAACCGCUGGAGUUGUUUUCGGUUCUCAGGAACCGGCCAGGCCCUGACUGCUUCAACCUUGGAGGGGUCCACUCUAAGCUGCCCCUUCUCUAUGAUGAACCCCAGGAAAGACACAGUAGACACAUGGAACUCACAUUUCUCAGCUUUGGCGAACAGCUUGUUCUCUAGUGGCCUCUUAAGGACGUCUCUAACAUGCUCUACGUGUUCUCGUGUGCGUGAAAAAAUCAAGAUAUCAUCCAGGUAGACAAACACAUUCUUAUGUAGCAUGUCUCUGAGAACAUCAUUGAUCAGACACUGAAAAACCACAGGAGCAUUGAUCAGACCAAAGGGCAUGACCAGAUAUUCAUAAUGUCCAAGGUGGGUAUUAAAUGCGGUUUUCCACUCAUCACCUUCUUUAAUUCUGAGUAAGUGGUAUGCGUUGCGGAGGUCCAGUUUUGUAAAAAUUGUAGCUUCGUGGAGUGGGCUGAACGCAGAGUCAAGCAGUGGCAGUGGGUACUUGUUUUUGACUGUAAUGUCAUUUAACCCUGAGUAGUCGACAGAGGGGCGCAAAGAACCAUCCUCCUUCUCUACAAAAAAAGAAGCCCGCCCCUACCGGCAAGGAUGAGGGCCUUAUGAGGCCUGCUGCCACCGACUCAGUGAUGUAAGUUUCCAUAGCUUCUUUCUCAGGUUUACUCAAGUUAUACAGUUUUCGUGUGGGGUGGGAAGCUCCGGGGAGUAAAUCAAUCCCACAGCCGUAGGGGCGGUGAGGAGGGAGUGAACAGGCUGCGUCUUUACUGAAAACCUCUUGUAGGUCGUGAUAAUCCUGAGGGAUAUUACUCAGGUCUAUAGUCUCGGGUGGGCGUGAGGAGUGAGGAGAUCUGGCUGGAAGCGCUGAACAGAGACAGUGGACGUGACAGUAAGCGCUCCAGCUGCGAAUGGUGGAAGUGGACCAGUCAAUAUGGGGGUUGUGAAGCUGUAACCACGGGAGACCCAAAAUAACUGGAGUGAGUGGGGAGGUUAUGACAAAGAAUUCUAAAUGUUCGUGAUGAUUGCCCAAGAGAGUCAGCUUUAAAGGGGUGGUUCUGUGGGUAACAGUGUUUAUGAGUCAUCCAUCUAUGGCUAGGACUUCCUUGGGUGAAGUCAGAGGGCUAACAGGCAGGUGAUUAGCUUUAACAUAGGCUUCGUCGAUAAAGUUGUCAUCAGCCCCAGAGUCAAUGAGUACCUGCAGCUCAUGUGAUAGGUGAGUUUCAUGUAGCAUACCUUGAACACGGAUAUGGGAGUUGGAGGAGGAAGAGACCCGGCUCACCAGCGCCCCCUGACCUACUGCCGAGCCCUGCCUUUUGGGCACCUCUGUGCAGGUAUCGCGGUAGUGACCUCCGCGGCCACAGUAGAGGCAGAGCUCCUCUUGCAUCCUCCACUGCCAUUCUGCUGGCAUGAGGCGAGAUCGACCCAGCUGCAUCGGCUCCUCCAGUGGAGGUGAGUGGUGUUCAGGAGCGAGGUGUGGGCCAGUCAAGGUGUGAUGACAGAUGUUUAUCUGAUCGAGUGGUCCUGCAUUUCUUUCCUGCUGGCCAUAAACAGUGUCUUUGUCUCUUGGAAGUAGAGAGGAUAGAAAGUUUGUGUUUUGGGAAGGCUUCUUUGGUUAUCUUGUAUAGAGACAGGAGGUUGUAGAAAGAUUGUGAUUUGGUGUCAAAGGUUUACACUAUCUCGUCUCUGGUGAGCAGAUGUAAGCCUUACAUUCUUUUGGGGGUUGGGAUGCACAAGUAGUCGGCUCUGUUACAGGUUGGAUGGAGCUAAAAUGCAGUAACGGAAUACGACCGGUGACACAGCAUUUUAUUUUUUUUUUGUUACUAAUAAGAAAAAUAAGAACUCUCCCCAAAUUUGAUGCCCCAAUCUUUAAAAAUGUCAACUGUCAGCUCAAAAUAAAGAUGAAUUAAAAUGACAAAUGUCCUCAAUAAGGAACCAAGGGUUAAAUUAUUAGUCCAUGCAUCUUUUAACUCUAUUUAUUUAUUCAUUGAUAGCAGAAGUGCAAUCAACUGUAUCUAUUUUUUUCUAUUCUACCCAGCAAUAUGACUAUAAACUUUAUUUAAUCAGCCAAUUUAUCAAUACAAAUAUACCUUUGAAAAUAUACAGACAAUAAUUUAAUUCUACAUUUUAAUGUUAUUGAUUUUCAACUUUUUUAGUCUAUAGGCAUUUGGGAUUCUUAGUUUUAAUACUAAUAAUGCUUUAAAAGGAGGGAAAUUACUGCAGCUCUUAAAGAUGGGGGCAAAAAUUCCUUUUCUUCGGGCCUGGGUGCCUUCCUACUGCUCAAGUCUUCCAUCGCUUCCGAUAAUUCUUCAAUACUCAAACAUCUAUUGAGGUCAGUUUUAGCUUCUUCUGUUAUUUUUGGAAAGUUGAGUUUAUCUAAGAAUUAUUUUUGUAUUCCAGAGCUGUUUAGCAAGUCAUAUUCAGAUUUGUAUAGACUCUCAUAAAACUCUUUGAAAGCAGUGUUUAUUUAAGAUGGAUCGACCAGGAUUUUCCCAUCUUGUAGCUUAAUAGAGUUAAUGGCCCUAUCAGUUUGUAUCUUUUUUAACCUCCAUUCUAAUAAUUUUUCGGCUUUCUCUCCCUGGUCAUAGUAUGAUUGUUUUAGCCACAACAAACUGGAAGCUAUUCUAUCAGUGGUUAACUCAUUGUACUGGGAUUUCAUUAAGUUAAGUCUCUGUUGUUUUUCUGGGGUCUCAUUGUGAUGAAGUUCUUGCUCUAAUUUUUUAACUUUGUGUUCAAGGGUGUUAAUUUGGGAGUAAUAUUUUCAAGAUUUAUGCGUAGUGUAACUAUUUAUCUCACCCCGUAAAUAGGCCUUAAAUGCCUCCCAUUUUACUGACGCACUGCUUUGAUUUGUAUUAAUGGCAAAGUAAUCAUCUAUUUUCCCAUCAAUAAACUUUAUGAAGUCCAGGCUUUGGAGCCAUGUAGACUGGAAGUGAAAUCUAGGUCGUGGAGACACAAUAUUGGGUAAUUCCAUUGUUAAGGAAAUCGGUGCAUGUUCCGACAACAGAAUACCGUCAUACCAACAUCUUUCAAUUUUCGACAGUAGUCGAUAUGAAAUUAAAAAAUAAUCUAUUCUAGAGUAUGUUUUAUAGGAGCUGGAAAAGCAGGAAUAGCUUCUCCCGUUAGGAUUGAGAUAUCGCCAAUUGUCGGUUAAGUUUAGAUCAGCCAUAAACCUUUGGAUAGUUUUUCUUGUUUGUUGAUGAGAGGUAUCAGUACCAGUUGAGUGAUCCUGAGUCGAAUCUAGCAAACAAUUGAAAUCACCACCAAUUAUGUAUUGACCAGGGUGGGAUGAUAUAGAGAGAAAGAGGUUUUGAAAAAAAAAAGGGUUCAUCAUCAUUAGGAGCACAUACCAAGCUAACCUAAGUAGACACAAUGGUACCGUUGAGUAUAAUAUACCCAGGCAUGAAAAUGGGUCAGGGGUUGAAAAGGUGAGAAGGGUGCGGAGGAAAUACUUUCCGGUACACUGUACAACCCAACAAAAUAUUGAGCUCUGUCCACCCACACUGUGUUUCAGUGAUCUGCAGGAGGUGCCAAAAACACUCCAAGUCUCACACACACACACACACACACACACACACACACACACACACACACACACACACACACCACAUGCAUCUUGUGCUGGCCAUGUUUUAUUUCGAAACAAAGUUUACUUUUACAGAAGCUAAAUGAGUUAGAUGAGUCAGAGAGAGGUGUUCAAAACUGUUUGUACAAGGCCAUAUGAACAAUAAUAAUUUAAAGAGAAAAAAAAACAGAAUAAAAAAAAUAAAGACUUUACAUCCUGCACUUAAGAUCAAUGUAUGCCCUGCCAGACUGGAGAACAAUACAUGCAAUUCCAAUAGAUCCAAUACCAAGUCCAAUUGGUCACUUUUUCUUUUUUCUUUUUGCCUGGGCCGCCAGAGUCUCCAUGGCCUUUUACGCUGAGUGGCCACAUGCCUCAGCCUUGCCCGCUUCUCACUUUCAGCAGCCUGCUUCUUUGCCUGCUGAGCACUCACAGUUUCUUGACAGUCAUAUAAAAAUAAUAGCAACAUAGUGAUUUACACAACCGCUUUAGUAGCUUUUGGUAUAAACACACGGCAAGCCUUUUGUGACGCAUUCUUCCCUGUUGUCUUCUCUCACGCUAAUGUCGCGCUGAAAAAAAUUGACGCCCCGUCUUGUCAAUGGAUGGAGCCAGAGCAGUAAACGCGAGACGCCCGCUUUCGCUAUUUUAGAUGGCUCAAAACCAUUUCGUUUUAAUGAAUGAAUUAAUUACAUCAGCGGCGAAAAGGGGUGUUAAAAAGUUUACCACUUCACCUUAAGCCUUUUCAGGUCCCGAAAUACCAAUUACAGAGAUAUUAGAAAGAAGCUUGUGUUUCUUCUUUAUGUUACCGUUAACUACACAAGCUUGACGCUAACUUAAUAUCUAGCAAACGGGAGCUAUUUUUUCCCCGGAGGUUUGGCUAGCUCUGGCAGUGUUCAACGCAAGCUGUAGUGAAUGGCAGUAACUUUGUUAUACCACAAAAUAUGAAAACGAUUGAAACCAUAACUCACCAAAUUCAAUCUGCUGGUAAAUGCAGGUAAAUGUGUAUGCUACGCUCUGGUCUGCCUUGUCCCCGGUGUUGUGCAGUAGAAUGCACCCCUGCAUCCCAUCCACUCAUUAGCUUCUUAAAGUGGAAGAAAAUGAUCUCAUAUUUUGCAAAGACAUGAGUAUUUGGAUCAUGACUACUAGUAAACUUUCACUCUGUUUUAAUGUGUCUCAAAAAUGCAUAUAUCGAGGUGUACUUGGGUAUAUAAACUGUACCGUAAGAUGUCAAGGUAGAGAACAUUAUACUUUCGGGACAGCAAAUAUUCUGAAUCGGAGGGCUAUUGUUUUAGGCUUAUCUGAAUAACCUGAAUAAAAUCAUUAAGGCACACGCUUUUGAAAACUUGGAUUAUUUCGCCUUGUUAUGUACUUUCAACCGCACUCUUGUCGGGGGGGGUAUUCUACAGCAGGGGUGCAUUCUAAAGCAUAACACCGGCGUGGAUAAGUCCUGCUUCUCGUUCUCGCAGCUUUGCAAUGCUACCACAGGCUCUCCAAGCACUGCAAGUACACGUGAAGACUGUGCGCGUGAUUGGAAUAAUAGAAUGCAGUUUAGCCUAUGAUUGGUUCUCGUCAGCGAAGCAGCCAGGAGGAUUUCCUGACCGUCCAAGUGUCAUUUUAAAGGGCUGAUUUCUGAAGUGCUCAGUUUGCGUAUUAAGUCAAUCAUAUGAUAAUAAAAACAAAAAAUCUCCCGAAUGAAUGAAUCAAUAUCAUGACUCCUUUGGCAUGAGAUGAAAAGACAGCGGAAUGAACUUGCCCAGGCCAUCUCUUUUUAACGCUAUUUAUAUUACCGUCCACCAAAUGAGUUUCUUGUAAGAAAAUAAUUUUGGCCUUCAUUUGUUUAAUUCUGUUCAACAUCCGUUUCGAUUUUACCAAUUUGUUCAGCCCUCUUUCGUUCCAGCUAGAGAUGUUUAACUCUGAUCUAGCAGUCAUUUAUAUCUAUAGAACGUAUGCAUAUUUGGAGGAAGAGAGAAACUGAAAACACAGAACCAAGGACAUAGCACCGAGAUCUUAUUCCCUCCCAAAACCCGCCUAAUGCACUUCCCCAAAUGAAGUACAUAUGAACUAGAAAAAAUUGACUAACUCCGGUCAUGGUAAACACUUUAUCCACACAAUGAGGAGCAAUGUAACUCAUGCGCUCAUACCACAUCAUAAGGCUCACUGACAUAUUGAAAACAGACUUAAAGUUCAACCAGCAGUAAAUAUUGUGGGGAAAAAUAUUAAUAAUAAAUUAAAAAACAAUAAAUACAUCCGUAGGGGGAGAGAGAAAAAUGAAAAACAAAGAAAACAGCAAAUAUGUGAAUAGGUACUCAAAAUAAUAAUUCUAAUUAUAUAAGUAAUAUAAUAAUACAGAUUAGCCACUUUUAAGAGACAACCUGUUUGCACAGUGUAGCUCACAACCCAUACGCAAAAGGGCAGACACAUAAACGUCUCUCAAUCCUGAAUGUACUUCUCAAAAUAAGGGUGUCCCUCUAGUGCAGGGGUGGGCAAUUAUUUUUCCCAAGGGGCCAAAUGAGAAGCAGAAAAUAUUGUGGAGGGCCGGGCCAAAAGUUUAAACUCUAUUCUACGUAUACAUUUUAAUUAUAAAUUGAAAGCAGUAAAUGGCGUUUACACUAACUGGUAAGUGUUUGUAUUAUUAUUAGGUAAUGAGAAAUUGAGGGUUUUUUUUUUUUUUCACAAAAAAAAUUAUUUUCUUCAGUGCAGUUUUCAAAACAAUGGUAAACAUGAAACAUUUGUAACUCUUUUUUUAAAUUACAUUAACCUUAAAACACUUCUUUCUAUUAAAACAACACAAUGCCAAAUAUCAUUAACAAGAUAAAACACUUCUUUCUAUUAAAACAGCACAAUGCCAAAUAUCAUUAACAAGAUAUGUCACAUUUUUUCUUUUCACAGAUUGUAAAACUGUGCAGGCAAAAAGUAAAAAUGAACACAUUUCAGUAUUUUUUUUCUUGUUCAGUGAGAGAAAUCUAGCCUUUGCUGGGCUUUAACAAGUGCAUCAAAGUAAGGCUGAAUGUCUGAGGUGGAGAUGCGAAGUACAGCUGACAGAUGAUCAUCAGUAAGAGAGGAUCUGAACCUGGAUUUGGUAAACUUCAUCACUGAGAAUGUUUGUUCACAUAUGUAGGUAGAUCCAAACAGAACCAAUAUCUUCUGAGCAUGUCUCCUCAUGUUUGGAAAGUUCUCCUCCUUGAGAGAUGACUAGAACUCCAGCAGUGAUGCUGACUUUAAGUGCUCUGCCAGUACUGUGUCAGACUGCAGGUCAAUGAGCUCUAGCUGAACGUCACUGGGUGCAUUAUCUACUCGGCAGGUAAAGGGAGAGGAAACCAGGUGCAUUUCAUCCUCAAUGUUUUUACAAAACUCUUGAAUCUCUGUUGUCAGGUCCAAAAAUCUUUUUAGCUCUUUGCCCAGACUGAGCCAUCUGACAGCUGUGUGGUACCUGAUGUCACCAUGUUCAUUCUCAUGCUCCUCUAAAAGUGCAACAAACUGCCUGUGAUUUAAAGCUUGUGCCCUGAUAAAGUUAACCGUUUUGGUUACAACAUCAAUAACAUGGUUAAGUUUUAGCACAGACCUGCACAACGCAUGCUGAUGUAUAAUACAAUGUAUCAACACCAACUUAUGCUCUGAGCCGAGUUCAGUCACUUUAUCUUGGAUCUGUUUCAAAAGUCCAACAUUUUUCCCCAUCAAAUUUGGACAACCAUCAGUAGUGACACCUACCAGUUUGUCCCAUUUUAGUCCAAGCUUGACCAUGAAUGCAUCUACCUUCUUGAACAGAUCUCGCCCCGUUGUCUUUCCUUUUAUUGACCUCAAUGCUGCCAGCUCCUCCGUAAUCUUGAAGUCCUGCCUUAUUCCUCGGAGAAAUACCAGUAACUGGGCAGUGUCACGGACAUCACAGCUCUCAUCCAAAGCCAAAGAGAAAAAGUCAAAACUUUCAACUCCACUUUUUAGCUGAAGUUUGAGAUCCUCCGCGAUGCCUUCUACCCUUCUGGUGACAGUUCGCCUGGACAGCAGGACUUUUUUCAAAUGCUUCUUUAUUCUCAGGGCAUAUUAGCGUGGCAGAGUCCACCAAGCACUCCUUCACAAACUCAACAUCCGAGAAUGGCUUACAGUUUUAAGCGAUUUUGUGAGAUAUUACAAAGCUGGUCUUGGUCACUGCAUCCCGGGCUGUGUGUAGCUUGGUAAAAUAGCCUUUGCUAGCAAGUCUUCCGAAAUUCGCGCUCUCUCAGCCUCCGCCAAGUGUCUGUAUUUCUCUGCGUGUUUUGUCUCAUAAUGCUGACUCAAAUUGUACUCCUUGAACACAGCGACCUGCUCACCACAAACUAAACAGACGGGUUUACCGCCGACUUCAGUAAACAAAUAUUUAGUGCUCCAAAUCUUCUUGAAAUUUCGGCCUUCAGCGUCCACCUUUCUUUUUUUUAACAUGCCCGUACAUCGUUGAGGGGUGACAAUUGCCGCUAAUCAUGUGCACUGAUUGACUUGUUUUACGGAUUACAGAUACGACGUCGUAGGCUACGUUCACUGUACAUAAAUAAACAGGUUUUUACAUCCUAUUUUUUUAGUCCACGCAUUAAAAUUCAAAAGUAGGUUUUAUUUUCUAAAUUCCAAGCAACCUUUCGCGGGCCGGUCAGAGUCGGGCUGUAAAAUGCCCAGGUCCGCUCUAGUGAAUAGAGAGUAAAGAAAGGGUAGUUUGCCCAAAGCACAAGUCUCCCGUCAUAUAACCAUGAUGGUUUUCAGAUGCACCAUUACCUCAUAGUGACAGUGUGACGCUCAUGGUCAGGAAAGAUACUCAUCGGUUCCCGGAGCUCGGGGAUCCUCGAGGAGUGGCUGCAUCGGUGGAUUGAAUGCUGUGGAGAAAAUCCUCUGCUUGGGAGACGGAUGUGAAGACCUGGCGCUUGUCAUUGUGGGUGAUGACCAGGUGAGAGAAGCCCAUAGCAGAUGUUCAGGGCACCGAGUCUCGCCUUCACUCCAUCAAAUAGACACUUAUGCUUCCUUGUUUCAGCUGAUAGAUCUGGGAAGAAGCUGACCCGCUGGUUGUCGUAGCGCACUUCCCUCUGUCUUCUGGCUGCUUUAAGUGCAUUUUCACGGUCCUUACAGUUCAGAAAUUUAAUAAAGACUGAUCUGGGCGCUGAGGACCGGCUCGUGUUGAUAUGGCCGACCCGGUGUGCCCGCUCAAGUAUCAGGGUAGGGGUAAAAGUGUCACCUAGUACCUAAGGAAGCCAAUUUUCCAGAAAAUUGCACGUCAAGGCCCUCAGCUUUCCCUGGGAGACUGACCAGUCUCAGGUUGGAGCGCCUUGCCCUGUCUUCUUGCUCUUGAACUUUAUUGCGCAAUGUAUCUGUAGUUUCUUCCAGUUGUUUCACCCGUAGCUGGAGAGUGGUGACAUCUUCCUCUGUCUGUGAUAUCUUCUCCUCCGUUUUCCCAAUUCUCUUUGAAUGGGACACCAAAUCCCCCUUGAUGCUGUUAAUAGCCUCCAGCAUGUCGGCUGACUGUUUGGCAAAAUCCUGCUUUAGUGAGCGUAUUGCAUUCAGUAUCUCGGUGUUUGAAGGUCCACUAGCAUUAGUCUUGUGGCCGUUGUUAGCAUCAUGGCUAGCAUCAGUUGUAGCAGCAUUAUUUUGUGCUAUUACCUUCAGAGUUUGCUGGCCAGAUUUAAUGUUUUUGGCGGCAUACCGUCUUCAGCACUUAUUCAAGCAUUUAAGGGGUUUAAAGUAGACUAUAAGUCGUUUUUCAAGUAUUUUUCCAGAAAGUCAGUGAUGAGCCAAGUUCCUGCCAUCCUGUUAGCUGCACUCCAUAACCGGAGGUCUGGGAUUUAGACUGUUUCCCACAAACUACAAUUUUACUUUACAAUCACUGAACUGAAGUCCCUCUUGGGUCUCUUCAACUAUUACUUUAUAGUUUACUACUAAAACUAUUACUGUUAGAACUUGACACAGUCAAUGAGGUGGGCUAGGAUAUGUCGGUUCUUGCUCACCUCAUCAUUGCGGCAACAAUCCGCCAGCCUGUAGCUCUCAUCCAGCUGCGUUGUAAUGUUCAUCCGCCCAAGCACAGACGACUUAAAGGUCCCAUAUUGUGCAAAAUUCACUUUAGAAUGGUUUUCUAACAAUAAUAUGCAUCCCCAGCCUGUCUAAAAAAUCCCCCAAAAUGAAAAAAUUCUAUCCUCUCCCUCUCUUGCUUUCAGAAAAUGCCUCCCUCUUCAUCUGAGGUUUUGAAGGCCCAAUGGAUUCAUUUUAUUGAACCCCCUUAUAACUUUUAAAAAUGGAGCUGUACAGAAAAAAGAGGGCUUGAGCACAAGUCUUACAAUAACUACAUGUCAACAUUGGAAGCAAGGGGGAAAAAUUUGUGUGAUAAAUUACUAACGUUUGUCCACAGUAGAGGAUGACAUUUUUCGGGAAAAUUGAGGGGGUCUCGCCCAGGGAGUAAUUUAGUCUAGAACCGCAACUGUAUAUAUAUAUGUACUUUGUUUACACCGACCGAAUGUCAGGCAUGUGAAACUUAAAGGUACUGCCUUUUAUAUGCACUGCACUUUUACUUAAAAUAAAAAAUGCAAUGUUUUUUCAACAUGUUUGGUUUUAUUCAAACGGGAGCGGGACAGGAGUAGGAGUCAUUCUACGGGAGUGGGACAGGACAGGAUACAUUUUUUUUUACUCCGGUCCGGGAUUGGGACGGGACAGGAGUGAAAAUCUGCUCCCGUGUUAUGCUCUAGUCCACAGCUCCAUAAGGAUGGCUGGCGGAGGUGAGAUUUUUUAAUUAUACUGCAGCCCGUCACCAGAGUGUGCUGUUCUCGGGGUGGCUUCACUGCACAGGGAGGCAGACGCUGUCCAUUCUAUCUUCAGUCUAAAGCUUUUAGACAACAAACUUAAAAUUGACUGUUCUGGGACCUCUGAGACCUGUGUGAACCUGCUGAAAAGAAGUACCUUUAAGACAACUGUCCAUGAGGGUUUUAGACAACUCAUGCCUCUUGACCUUUUCUGACAGAUGUUUGGUUGCCAAUUUUUCCUCAUUGCUAUGACAACUGAAGGGGAUUUCUUUCAAGGAAACAAUUGAGCUCCCUACACUUGCCAUGCUAACCAUGAAAGCAACUGGUGCAUAGUGGCUACGCUAUGGAAGCGAUUGUGACUCAUAUCUCAAAUUCAAAAGAAUUAGCAGAAAUGCUUUUUCAUUUCAAAGUCAUGGCUGCGCUAUUUGACUCAAAAAAAAAAAUUAAAAGCAAUAUUCCAAAAUGCUAUUUCAUUUUCUUCUUCAAGACUGCUCAUUUUGUGACUAAAUUAAAAAGCAAAAGCAAAUCACAUUUAACAUUUAAUUUGCAAAACAUUCACCAGCAAAAAGGUAACAAAAUUCAAUUUGAAAUGUCAAAUUCAAAAAUUCAAAAGCAUUAGCAGAAAUGCCUUUUCAUUUCAAAGUCAUGGCUGCAAUAUUUGACUCAAAAAUCAAAAUCAAAAGCAAUAUUCCAAAAUGCAUUUUCAUUUUGUUCUUCAAGACUGCUCAUUUUGUGACCAAAUCAAAAAGCAAAAGCAAACUCAGAAAUGCUUUUUCGUUUUCGUGCUCGCCCCGCAAAAAGUGUCUCAUAAUUCAAUCUGAGUUCACAAUCUCAAAUGGAGCAGGAAAGUGAUGUCACAGACCCCACUCGUUCUGGCCCCUCCUGGCCGAUAGGGGGCAGUGAAUCCGUGUAUCAUUCGUUCAGUUGAUAUUCAAUGUAAUUAACACAGCCUGUACACCUCUCUUGUUGGUUGUAUUCUUUAUUUGCAAAAUAUCCCAAAUCCAUUGAUCAGUGAUGAGAACAAUGAGGAGUGUAAAGUCUGUUAGUCCGCUGAAACAGAUAGCCGUGAUCCGCAUUUUGAUUUCAUUCAAGCUGACUGCGAUCAGUACGAGUGGUGACGCUUUUCCACAUUAAAGGAGGAAAUAUUUGUCAUAUAUCUUCAUUAACACCAAGUGUUUCAUUUCUACUUAUUUGAAGCAUGGAUCAUAGUUGUGGGGACGUCCACACAAACAUUGAAUACAACCAACAAGAGAGGUGUACAGGCUGUGUUAAUUACAUUGAAUAUCAAUUGAACGAAUGAUACACGGAUUCACUCCCCCCUAUCGGCCAGAAGGGUCCAGAAUGAGUGGGGUCCGUGACGUCACUUUCCUGCUGCACUUGAGAUUGCGAAUCAGAUUGAAUUAUGAGACAAUUUUUGCGGGGCGAGCAAGAACGAAAAAGCAUUUCUGAGUUUGCUUUUGCUUUUUGAUUUGGUCACAAAAUGAGCAGUCUUGAAGAACAAAAUGAAAAUGCAUUUUGGAAUAUUGCUUUUGAUUUUGAUUUUUGAGUCAAAUAUUGCAGCCAUGACUUUGAAAUGAAAAAACAUUUCUGCUAAUUCUUUUGAAUUUUUGAAGUUGACAUUUCAAAUUGAAUUUUGUUACCUUUUUGCAGGUGAAUGUUUUGAAAAUUAAAUGUUAAAUGUGAUUUGCUUUUGCUUUUUAAUUUAGUCACGAAAUGAGCAGUCUUGAGGAAGAAAAUGAAAUAGCAUUUUGGAAUAUUGCUUUUGAUUUUGAUUUUUGAGUCAAAUAGUGCAGCCAUGACUUCGAAAUGAAAAAGCAUUUCUGCUAAUGCUUUCGAAUUUGAGAUAUGAGUCACAAUCGUUUCCAUACUACGCCAGCUAUCCUUAUGUUAUGAAUGACGAAGGCCCGUUGGGGCUGUGCAGCUAAUCUGUCAGCAGUUCAAGGCUGCAUUCUCUGGGGCCAACGAGUUAUCAUACCUCCAGUGUAUUGGCAGAGACUACUGGAAGAUCUCUGUGAUGAGCAUUCUGGUAUAUCGUAUGCUCUUGCUUGCAGCUACAUCUGGUGGCCAAACUGUGAUGCUGAUAUUCAAGAACUAGUCCAAGGUUGCCAGGUUUGCCAAGCUGUUCAGAAAAUGCCACCAGUUGGAACAUUACCCACAUGGAUAUGGCCAGAAAGGGUGGGGCAGAGAAUCUAUAUUGAUUUUGCAGAGACAGACAAACUGUAUUUCUAGUGGUCAUUGACAGCCAUUCAAAGUGGUUGGGAGAAUUCCUAUGGCUUCGAUCACAUUUCACAACACUACUGAAGUGCUGCGAGGCCUGUUCUCUUCAUGUGGUCUACCAGAAGAGUUGGUGUCAGAUAAUAGGCCUCAGCUGGUGUCUAGAGAGUUCACUUAGUUUUUGGAGAAUAAUGGAAUCAAACACACUCCUGUACCAGCAUAUCACCCUUCAUCAAAAAGAGCAGCAGCGAAAUCUGUACAGAUACGGAAGCAGGGGCUGAGGAAAAAUGUCUUUGAAGCAGAUCAGAAGUCAUCACUGUCACUGAGCCAUAGAUUGGCAAAUUUCCUGCUUAUGUACUGCAGCACACCGCACACCAUGACUGGAACAACACCAGCUUUUCCUGAAAUGUCAAAUUAGGACAUGGUUCAGUUUACUGAAGCCUGAACUUGCCCAUAGAAUUGAGGAGAAACAAUCUGUGCAAAAGCGUCAUCAUGACCACAGAUCAUCAUCCAUCCGUGUUUUCCACAAUGGAGAUGCAGUGCACAUCAGAAACAUUGGAGGUAGAGAGGAAAAAUGUAACCAAGGAACUAUUCUUCAGAGACUGAAUGUUGACCAUCUGUUGCCAUGGAGAGGACUCAUAGAGAGACCGCUGAAGUUGUUUCCAUCAGUUGCAAAGAAUACACCAUCAGUGAUUGUUGACUGUGCUGUUAGAAGCCCUUUACAAGGCCCACCAAUACAUCAGACACCACCGCCCAUGCCCACUGAAUCAACAAAAGAUACUGUUGAGUCACAACCUGCACCUGUGACAACCACAGCAGACAAAAGUUCACUUGUAAAACAGAGGUAUCCAGAGAGAGUUAGGGUACCACCACAGAGACUGGAUUUGCAAAACACCAAACUGUAGGAGAGUGGCCAUUCUGCCACCUGCUGAGUAUAACAUGCAAUAACCCUUGUGGUUUUAGAUUAUGGUUGGCCAACAUAUUACCAAAGCUGAAUGCAAAGACAUGCCAUAACCUGUUGUGUUGCUGUUGCCGUCAUCUGCCAGUAAAGACGUCUUCAAGUCACUUCUCUCAUCUGUUCGUUAAACCAGCCCAAUAUGUUACAGCAGGUAAGGCAGGUUUAUUUGGAGGCUUUAGCACCAUUCAUAAACAAGGCAAUUCAAAGUGCUUUACAGAUGCAAGGAAAUAUAUCAGAAAUCAAAAAAAAAUUAAAACAAUUCAAAAUCAAUCAGACAAAGCGAUAAUUUUUUUUCAUCUAUUCAGUGUUUGACCUUGUCAUUUAUGAAAACUAUCAUUUACCAGAAAAAUGAAAUAAACCACAAGCUUUUAGACUUGGAGCUCUGCAGCACUCAGCCCAUGUCUCCAAGACUCGACAGGUCCCCAAAACCUGCCGUGUGGUGUCAUUCACUGCGUUCCAAGUGCGUGGGAACUGUAAAUACUUGCCCAUCCUGCAUGACACAGCAUUCAACAAUUGGGACAGCAUAACUAUUCUGGGAGAUGCCACGUCGGCACAAACUAUGAUGGUGCACUGGAAUGAUCCAGAUGCAGGAAAAUGCAGUGUUGCAAAGUGUUUUUCAAUAGGAGAUAUGACAAGGCUCCUUUUUGUAAGUGGCUCCAAAUCAGCCCUUAGGUCACUCAGCAUCUCAAAAAUGGCAUUGCUGGAUAGAUAUUUAACAGUCCAAAUAUGGUGACACACACAAGGAAAAUUCUGUCUUUCCAUUGUCUGUUAUUGCACCUAUGCCUCCUACUCACCACAAUGACUGCAGCAGUUUAUGUUCAACGCUGUGCCAGUUUGCACCUACCUUUCCAACGUGCUAAAAAUAGACACAAAACAGCGACCACAAUCAGGUCCUUGCGAUAGAUUUUCCAAUGAAGUUGAAUUGAAAUCUUUCAACAUGUGUUAUCAGACACAUUUUAUUUUAACAAAUUGACGAAAAAAACUUUUUGGUACCCAUUCCCAGAUGGGUGUAAUAUGUCGUGAUUUUCCUUAACUUUGCCUGUUUGUUUUUAACAAUAAUUAUUGUGUCUUGGCUUGAGGACCAGAGUAACUACCAUAUCACCAUUUUUUCUCUCUGUCCUGCUAGGUGAUUAUGUUCUGAGGGAUCCAUCUGGUACUCCUCAGGGCAUGGUUAGGGUCAUGAUAAAAUGGAAAUACCCUUUACACACAUCUUUCGACAAUCUAACGGUUAAACAAGGAAGAAAGGACAGAGUAAUGGAAAGCACUGACAGCAGAGAAAGGAAGAAAAAGAAGGCUAAAAUGUCACAGAUGCAAAAAGCCAGGCCAGGGGUUAAGGUAACAUUUAGGGCUCUAUUUUUGUUCCUCGCCGGCGAUGUGGCAUAGGCGCAGCAUAAGUCAGGUCCGCUGCGCGGACAAGGCGUGCCCAAGCACAUUUUUGGUAUUUUGGUGAGCGGCGCAGGCGAGUGUAAGUAUCCCCCUGUUUUCGCCAAUCAGAGCCGCUCCUCUCCUCACCUUUUAAUCCACCACCAGCGAGGGGUAUUACAAUUUUCGUGAAGUAGUCAAAGAGAUCAAGAGAUGUCUGAAGACAGCAAUGCCACACGAUGGCAACAGAAGGCAGCCCCUCAACAAGUGUCGCUGUAAGCGCUGCAGAGGGCAUCCUCCACACUGUCUCAUAUAAGCACAGAUGGAUUUGGUGUGUGUAAGGUUGUACCCACUGGAAAGACAAACACCCUUUUCCACAAAUAAAGACACUCACAUAAAGUUGCAUAUAUUUGAACCUCACAUGACAAAGGUGGGUUGUGUGCACAGAUCACAACAUAAAUUCCAAUAAUGGCAUUAAAAUCAGAACCAUCUGUGCGUAAAUGACGCAUCGCGCUCCAUUGCCUGUCUCUUUCUUACAUUGAUGUUGGCAUAUAAAAUAAAUUUGGCUCACAAAACGGAAUAUUAUAAAAUUCGUAUGUAGGCUUAAAGUAAAUAACUAAUCUGAUCACUGAAACAAAUCAUCUGUUCAGCCGUCGCAGCAGCAGCUGCAGCAGCAGCAGGAUGGGGAGAGGACACGGAGACAUGUCUAGGUCGAGCUGCACGAGAAAUAAGAGGAAGAGGAUGAUAGAAAUAGGGGGGAGACAAAUUAAAUAUCUUGUUCACUUCAUCAUGUGUGUCUAUUUAAUUUAAUUUAAUGAGGUUUCUGCUGUGUUAAUUCGGUCAGGUUGAGUGUCCAAACGCAUGCCAAAUGCGCUCAUCAGAUCAGAUAAAGAUCAGAAUAUAUCUAUAUAGAUCUAAAUGUAUGUGCUGACUCAGAUUAUUAGUUGUUGAUUAUUUAUUGCGCUGAAAUGCGCCUGACACUGUGAAAACCUGCCGGUGAGGCAUCGGUGACGUAUGCACACUACACCAGCGGUCUACCAAAAUACCACUAGACCAGCUGCGCUCCACCUGCGCUGAAAGCUGACCAGGUUUGAAUCCACGAAAAUACCAAACUGGCUGUGCACCGGGCUCCGCCAGACGGAAACACCACUGCGCGGGGUCUGCCACCCUCCUCUGCGUCGCCGGCGGGCAUGAAAAUAGAACCCUUAGUCCUCUUGUUAGAUUGUAAAUCUGUUAGAUUGAUAGAUCUGUAAAUAUAUAGAUGUAUGAUAAAUACAUACAUACUUUAAAAGACUAUAUAUAAAUUUAUUUCUAUUUAUAUGUGUGUGUGUGUGUGUGUGUGUGUGUGUUAUUUUGUUUGGCGGACUGCCAGUACGCAGACAGGAAAAAAUCCAUCAAGACUAUACCAGACAUUGAGCAGGGGAAAACCUAUCUGAAAUCUGACCCAGGACUGGUAUACUUUGCAAGAUGGAGGUAAGCAUUUUUGUAGAUGAUCCACAAAGAAAGAAGUCUUUUUAGAUAAAGCUAUUACAAAAUGUCAUGGUAGGUUUCAUCUUCUCUGAUGUAGCCAUUCAGUUUCCUUCGAAAUUUUAAGUCAGACAAUUGAAUGUGUUAUAGCAGCCAAAACAAUCCUAUUGCUAACACCUUUAACCUUUUUGAAUAUUAAUAUCAAUGGUUUAAUGAUUUAUUUAUCGAAUUUGAUAUGUUAACUGUUAUAUUAACUGCAUGAUGUCUAAUGACCCAUAAAUGUCCUGUUAAAGGGAUAUUCUGGCGUAAAGUUAAGCGAGGGUCAAACACACCAUAACACCAAGUUAGACACCCCCUAGAAAGAUGAAUGUUGCCUACUGCUUGCUUCUCUAGUUAUACCAACUUUAGUAACAAUGACCGCACAAUAGCAAUACACAACGGACUCUGGCUACACACGCGAAUCUCAACCAAAAAGCCACUCUAUAGCCACAAAUAAUGCUUAGAACCACACCUAACUGUGCAGUUGUUACUAAAGUUGGUAUAACUAGAGAAGCAAGCAGUCGGCAACAUUCAUCUCUUGAGGGGGUGUCCAACUCGGUGUUACAGUGUGUUUAACCCUAACUUGAUUUUCACCAGAAUAUCCCCUUCAGCAUAUCAUUUUGUGAUCAAUAUAAAAAAUUUUUUGUAUGUUUAGCUGGGCAAAUGUUGGUUAUGUGGAUUUGUUUUUAGUGGAAACUUAGCAAAGUUUAGCCCAAACUCAUGGAAGCCUAAAGCCGUCACAUCCAUCACAACAUUUAUCUGUUAAGAUUUAUGAUCACACAGUGUGGUUAAAAAUUACAGUUCCAUGUUAUCUAAUCUCAAGAGUCAAGAUACAGUUGGCCAAUCUGCCCAUACUUCUAUAAAUAAUGUUUAUCUGCAUUGUUUCAAAAAAGUGGAGAUAUAUAUGUAAAGCUGUCACUUUUUUGAGACAUGGAAUGUAAUAGGUGAAUGUGAACAAAAUAUGAAAAGCAUUAUUUAAUUAACAUUGAAUUUAGAAUCAACUCUUACCCUUACACAAUGCAGUUUAUCCAGGUUCUUAUUUCACACACAUUGAGAUGUACACUAAAGAUUGGAUUCUUUAAUUUCUUGAUGCUGUAUUGUAUUGCAUUGUUUGUUUUAAAUUAACCAAUUUAAUCUUUGUAUCAUAUUGGCAACCAUGUAUGACAUGUAUCAUCAUGGUUGAGAGGUACUAAAAUACUCCUAUACUCAAAGAAAAAUUAGAUAAAAUUUAUUGAACAACUCUUAAAUCUUAUUGAAGAUCUUCAGAGGGAACUUCUCCCAAAAUGACAAGGAAAAACUAUACCAGCACUUCCAGAGCUAAGGUAAGGGCAAAAUUUGUCUCUCUUGGCAAGUCUUUUAGAGCCCAAUAUGUAACAAAGACCUGAAAUGUAACAACCUAAAAUGUAAUUUAAAAAAUGUAAUAAUAUCCAAAAUGUAAUUAUUGUCCCAAAAUGUAACAAGAUGCAGAACCCAAAAAUUAAUAAAUGUUUGCACAAAUGUAACAUCUUGUUACAUAUUGUUACAUUUUGGGUCCCCUAUUGCAUUUUAGGUUUCAUUACUUUUUAAUAUGAGAUUUCGGGCUUAGCAUUUUUGUUUUUUAAUUAUCAACUAGUUAUUACAUUCUGGGUUGUUGUUGCAUAUUAGAUCCUAACAAGACCAUAGACAUUUGGUGAUUUAAUGGUGUGAUGUAAUGGUGAUUUUAACAGAAAAUAAAGUAUAUUUAGUUAUAAAUGUAUGAUUUUUGAUUGAUGAUAAAAAAAAUAAAAUAAUACAAGAAAUAAAACACACAAAUUAAGAGCUGACUGGUCAGUAUAUUAACCUAUCUCUUCUUUUUAGGAUCAUGCCACAAUGGAGAAAGGAGAGCAAAAAGAGCAGAGCAAGAGCAGUAACUACUCAUAUAAGCACAAUGUCUCAAUAAAAAAUGAAAAUAAUGGUAACAUAAUAUUAUAUUAGUACAAUGAGUCUGACCUCAAACCCUCUGAAUAUAGGUAGCAAAAUAUUUGUGGAACAGGCUAACAGCACAGCCUGUCAAAGUUCAAAUUAAAGGGCUGCACAUUAAAUGUUUUUUUUUUUUCUUACAAUACAGUCUCCUCAGAAGAGAGUGACACUUCAGAAUCUUCUGAGACAAGUUCCACACAAAGCGACAUUAUUGUUAUUCCAGCAAGGCAAAAAAAAAAGAAGGUACAUGAGAAAUGUGUAUUCACAAAGUACGAAAUUGUUCAAUUUAAUUUUCAAUGUAAUUUCUGUAUUACUGUGCAAAUAUUUUUAAAUGAGCUGAGUAUACUAAGACACAUCACUGUGUUUUAUCCACACAAGUAAAGGACAGGUUUUUGUUGUUUUUUUAGGGAAACAAUCUGAGAGUUGAGAUUCUGUCCCUGACGUUUGAACCUUCCUCACAUGUGGUACUGGACAAGAUGGUGCAACGUGUUUAUGUAGAAUAUCGGCUGUUAGGCAUCCCGAUGGAGACAACAGAGACACCAAUGUCCCUCAGUAAGCCAACAAAGGGGGACGAGAUUCACUACAAUUUUGCACGAGGUUUGGAAGUGUGAUGGUUUGGCUUUUCAUUUUUGUAUCUGGAAAGUUUCCAUGACUAAACCCCUUAGCAAAAUCCUAAAUUUGAUUAUUAUAUCCCUUUUAGUGAUUUAUGUAGAUGGUUCACAAGCAGCUCCACUCAGACAGUAUCUGUACACCAUGCUGGAGGGAACCGACCCCAACCAGGGCAGGUAGUGUCACGUGUGUGUCAUUUUGCACAUUAUGCAAAAUCUGGUUUGUUUUUGUAUUUUGUUGUGACCACCCCGGACCACCACACCAAUAAGGAUAUGUCUGUGUUUCUGUAUGGCAGAUUGAAGUUCACAGUUGUUAGUGAGCCAAUGGACAGUGACCAGGAAUGUGUGGAUGUGGGGUACGCCUAUCUGGAUCUUCAGGAACUGCUCCUUACUGGAAAUGAUGCCAUCAAUUAUCAGCUUGACAGUAUGUGUUGUAUUUUUGUGAUUCUUUGUUCAUGUUUCAUGAGAGAAAAAAAAAUGCUAUAUUUUUCUAUAUUAAUAUGUCUUUUUUAUUUUGUUUUAAAUAUUUUUUGCAUCUGUUUGGAAGAGUUUAAAUAUCAAAUUGACAUAUUAUUGAGAAACUAUUUACCACCCAGAAUUGUGGUGGAUGUAAUAAUUAUUAACUGGGAGUGAAAAACCUCAAUAAUAAUGCAUAGUCUCUUAUGCAACUAUACAUAGACUCUAAAAACAAAGACAUGUGCCUGGUACAAAAAAUUCUAUUGCAGGACAAUAGAAGUUAGGAAGUCAUUAAUUACUGGAAAUAUCUUUCAGCUCUCUUGUAGAUUUAGCAAGUGGAGAAUGACUUUAUAGUCUCUUUGACUAGGUAUACAAUACUUCUUUUUUUUUAAAUUCUGUCUCCCCCUGUGCCUUUGUUUUCCCCAGUUGUGCGUGUAGAUGAAGAAACAGAGGUGAUUGGAAACCUAAAGGUAUCUCUGGAAGCAGCAAAAACUCUAACUAGGAUACAUCAAGAAUUUUGUAAAAAUAACCAGAUCAAAAACAAAGUCAAGAUAAAUGGAGAAGAAAGAGAGGAGGAGAAGAGACAAGAGAAGAACAGGAAAAAAGACAAGAACAAGCACCAAAUCCAAUUGAUAGAUUAUGAUUCUGAUAAUGACUUAGAAGGUUAGCAAUGCACUGGACCUUUUUGGUAGAUAUGCACAACAUUUCUCCUGGAUUUUAUGACAAAUGAUCUUUUCUCUACUGUAAAUUUGGAGAGAGUUCUGUGUAUUCUGUAAGGAGUAAAACAAAGUGAAUAUAAGUUGAAUAAUUGUUUGUUAAAAGUUAUCUAUUAGAGCUAACUUGUGACUAUGACAUUUUUCUUAAUGACUCAGAUCUACUCUGUUCAUAUUAAAGAAAAAAAAAAAGGAUUGUACAGGUACUUUAAAGUUCCCAAAUACAUAGAAAGAGCCUAUUUCCAAAUUUAUAUAUCUUGGAAAUAGAAUAACCUCAGUAUUAUUAGGAAAACUUGCAGAGAUAAAAAAGAAUUAGUUACUAGGCAUACAAUUUCAGCUGACAGAGCUUAAUUUUCAUUGCAGAAUUUACACUUACGCAUCCAUCAAUUGAUUGUUACCUAUGGGUGGUUGAUAAAUGUCAGUAAUAAAACCAAUACCAAAAAUGUUGGCAAAAAUGUUACUGUAUUUUUUUUAAGGAAUACAGGCAAGUGUGAACUCUUGGAAAAGGGAUAAGAGUUUCAGGAUUGCUGGCAAGAUUUAGUCAUUUUGAUACAGGAACGACUUAGGCCCGCUGAGUUUCAACAUCCUCUGUGUGUGUCAUGAAAUUUUGACAUAAAACAUAGUAAUUACCAGCCAUACAAAGUAUGAAUCGAAGUCCAUAAAAUUGUAAAAGUCACUCUUCUACUGUUAGUAGUGUAUUUGUAUAAUAAUAGUAGUUUAAGGAUAAUUCUAGGGCAUUGUUAGAGUGGUUGGGAAGUGCAAUUCAAAAUGAGACACUUAAAUGAGCCCCUGUCCUCUGGCAAUGGGGCCCUUUUAUUUUGGAGAACAUUUUUACAUUACAAGAUAGAAUCAGCUUGUCCUAGGGGCAGGCAAAUCAUUGUGUAUAGAACCUCCUAGCAGGUUGUAUACAGAAAAGUUAAAAAAAGAUCUUGGAUAAAUGAGGAAGGACAUAAACUCUCCCUUUAUGCUGAUGACAAUAUAGUUAACCAUGUAUUGGUUCAUUAUAUGUGAUGAAUUAGACACAGGGGCAGGCUGGUGUCAGGGAGAUUUGAGGCCCCUCUGUUACAGUGGCUGCAGCAUUAUUCUUUUUUUUUUACCCCAUAAAACAGAGCUGCAUUGACCGCAGCAGCCUACCUUAAAAGCCAGGACUGCAGAUAACACAGAUAACACUGGGUCAAUCCAAUAUUUUGCAUACAGGGGGGAUACGAGCAUAGACAUAAAAUAUGUAUAUUGUGUUUAUGGAUAUGAGCGGCCCCUCCCAAUUCGAGCUGAUCCUUGUUUUUAUCAGAAAUGAAAUGUGAUUGGCUCAACUGCUCAGUCAGCCAUUUAAGUGUUGUUUUCCUGUUAAAGAAAGAAUGAAAGAAAGAAAAAGGAACUGGAUAGUUUAGAAAGUAUGGCAAAAAGAAAUAAGUCAGAAAAAAGAAAUGGGUGGGGCAGAGAAACUAUGGGCCAAAAAAACAAAGAAAUGAGUACAGGAUGCAGCCAAAUUUGCAAAACUGACUUAAAUGAGCACCACGGCCACAGCAGGUUAGCAGACAUGGCCCUGUCAUCCAAGACUUCGCAUACAGGUUUCUGUUUUUGGAUGUGUUCAGGGCACACAGAACAUCAGAGGUAGCCUAUCAUCAAUGUUAAACCAUACAUGCAUAAAUCAUCAAUCUACUCUAUCAAUAGGAAAUAAAAUCCAUACUGGCUGAGCCAGAAAAUGCACGAAUUUCUUUAACGCAACAAAUGUGUCAGUAGAGAGUUUUUGUUCAAGGGUUAACGGAUAAUAUUUGAAUACAGGCUAGGCAUCCCGUUUUCCUGUUCUGUUUCUACCUUAAUAUACAGCCAUUUUACCAGCUCAAGAGAAAUACAUGACAGUGAGUAAUUAAUUUACUGUGUGUGUGUGACUUUUCUUAUGUUGAAUGAAUUUUAUAUUGUAUUUGUGUUCUAACACUGAAUUCUUUGCAAAAGUGCUAUAAAGUUUAUCAUUGUUGCUGUUAUUGUUAUUAUCAGCUGAUAAGGCCAGUGUCAGUCAGGAUAAUGCAAGUCAAAGAAGUGAGGAGGAGGAAGAGACAG
Messenger RNA from Xyrichtys novacula (pearly razorfish), 45183 nucleotides. NCBI's taxonomy places the organism in Eukaryota, Metazoa, Chordata, Actinopteri, Labriformes, Labridae. The record is from the annotation of a GenBank genome assembly.